Pelobates cultripes (western spadefoot toad) is the source of this 57578-nucleotide messenger RNA. Lineage: Eukaryota; Metazoa; Chordata; Amphibia; Anura; Pelobatidae. The record is from the annotation of a GenBank genome assembly.
AUUCAUUGUGCGCAUGCGUGGCCAAGCAGCCAUUGUAUAGCGGAAGCUGCGGUGCUUCUUAGUUCCGUUGCAGAACGAGCUCGCAAAAUGGCGAAGAUUGCCAAAACACACGAAGGUAAACGUUAUCAGAUCGAUUUGAAAUGUAUAUAUCGGCAUCUAAGGACGUAGUCUAUGCGUAAUAUUCCCUGUGAGGCAGUGAGUUAGAGGGAGAUGUGGAGGUUUGUGUCCCUGAGGUCCUGCGUGGUGUAAUGGCGCCCAGGUCUUGUUGUUGGUAUAGAUUAGGAUGGCCUUAGCUCGCAGUUUUCAGGAAGACUUUUAUAGUGAAGCUUACUGCCCUCUUGUGUGUCAUAUGCACUCGAUCGAUAGUGCUUACAUCCUUUUAGGGGAGCGUUGUGUGAUGCAUAGGUAUAGACCUUGUACAAGGUGGGCAUAGUGGCUGUUUUACCCAGCACUGUACACGUGUACCAUCAGUCUGCCUUAUAGUGAGGCUCUGCGCAUUGUUUACUAGUGGGAUUACUGAAAUGGGAGUUUAUCGUGCAUGUGAUUUUGAAAAACGAUUACUUGUUAAUGUUUGGGAUUAUAGGCCUAUGUUUAUGAUGGCUGGUCAUUGUUUUGAUGGCAAGGAUCACCAUUAUAAAAUGAUCCUUGGGUUUAAAAUAUAAUUUUUUUUAACACAACGAAUUUACAGUGCCUAGCUAUUUAACCCCUUAAGGACACAUGUGACAUGUCAUGAUUCCCUUUUUAUUCCAGAAGUUUGGUCCUUAAGGGGUUAAUUGAACACAGAAAAGACUUGUAAAUACUGGCAAUAAUGUUUUUUCCUUUUUUUUUUUUUUUCUUACCUUUUAGUUUAAGAAAAGAUCCAAAUAUAACUAUAUAUUCUGCAGUUUUAUGUGAGCAGGAAACCUAUGUGGCAUAAGUUUUUGAUUGUUCAUUUUAUGAUAAAGUACUGUGGUGUAUAGAACUGCCACUGUGUUGAUAACCUGAUCAAGUACUGCUCCAGACACUUAUGAUGCUUGAUCUGUUCACAUUGAUGCCUUAAGCCAGAGGUAGGCAACCUUCAACUUUCCAAAUGUUGUGUACGUUUUCCUUGAUGCUUUGCCAGCGUAAUGGCUGUAAGAGUGUUAUGGGAGAUGUAGUCCACAAUAUCUGGAAUGCAAAAUGUUGACCUACUUUUGCUGUAAGCACCUCCUCCUGGUAGGAUCAGCUUUAGCUUAACCCCUUAAAGGACCACUAUAGGCACCCAGACCACUUCAGCUUAAUGAAGUGGUAUGGGUGCCAGGUCCAGCUAGGUUUAACCCUUUUUGCAGUAAACAUAGCAGUUUCAGAGAAACUCCUAUGUUUACCUAUGGGUUAAUCCAGCCUCUAGUGGCUGUCUCAUUGACAGCCGCUAGAGGCGCUUCUGUGCUUCUCACUGUGAUUUUCACAGUGAGAAGAUGCCAGCGUCCAUAGGAAAGCAUUGAUAAUGCUUUCCUAUGAGACUGGAUGAAUGCGCGCGCGGCUCUUGCCACGCAUGCGCAUUCAGCCGAUGAUGGGAGGAGAGUCCCAGCUCCCGGCGCUAAAAAAAAAAAAAAGGUAAGGGAUUAACCUCUCCCUCCCCUUCAGUGGGAGUGGGACCCUGAGGGUGUAUAGUGCCAGGAAAACGAGUAUGUUUUCCAGGCACUUUAGAGGUCCUUUAAGGACGGGGGACAUUCUAUGCCACCCUUAGGGACCCGGCUCUAAACACCGGAGGGCGGCAUAGAACGUCCUUUGUUCUUACCCCAGCGAUCACAGUAUGGGGACUUACCAGGGAGUCCCCCUGCUUCCUCUUUGGUCCCUCUGGGCCAUGUGAUCGCAAGGUCCUUGUGAGGACCUCACAAUCACAUGGACGGCAUAGCCGUCCAAGGCAUUGCCAGCAGGGGGAGUGCCUGUAAUGAUAGGUACAGUGUCCUGAGGGACACCUGAAUUGUGACAAUUGGGCAGUGAGACUGCAAGGGCUUAAAGGACCACUAUAGUGCCAGGAAAACAUACUCGUUUUCCUGGCACUAUAGUGCCCUGAUGGUGUCCCCACCCUCAGGGACCCCCUCCCGCCUGGCUCUGGAAAGGGGAAAGGGGUAAAAACUUACAUUUUUCCAGUGCUGGGAAGGGAGCUCUCCUCCUUCUCUCCUCCUCCGUUCCUCCUCCGUUCCUCCUCCUGGGCUGAAUGCGCACGCGCGGCAAGAUGAAAAUAACGAACACCUGAAAAUAAGUGACUAGUGUGUCCUAAUAUAUUUGACAUUUUGACCAGUUUAUGAAUUUCAUAGGCUUUGAUAUUCCCUAGUUUUGUGUUGUGUGCUGAGUGAUUUUCUUUGUUUGACCUCUAAAACAUGGUGAUCAUUGAUCAGUGUGCACAAAUUAUAGGAUAAUUUUUGUGCUUGUAAAGUAUGAGGACACAAUGCCUUACUCCUUGUAAGAUGUGCAAAUAUAAAUUGUACAUCGAUUUAUUAUGCAAUGCACAUUUGGGUAAUGUCAACUAGUAUACCGCAAAAUCGUCAGCGGUAAUUACUGUUACUGGCAUGUAGAAUAGUACUGUUUCUGGCAUCGUAUUGUUAUCCCAUCAACUGCUGCAGUUUUGCUUGUUUAAAGUUGUUGCCAUGAUUUUCUUAUGUAAGAGAUUGGGAUGGGCCAUUCUAGUAUAUCCAAAUAUUAUGAAACGUGUGAUCAUAAGCUUUUAGUGCAUUUAUUUAUUUAGACUGUAGUGCAGAGCUGGUAAGAAGAUGCUAGUGUUUUAAUUGGUGUACUUACCCAAAAGUCAACAUCUAUUUUUAAAGAAAAAAAUGUUUUAACCCCAGUUAGCCUUGCUUGAAAGGGAUUACACCUUGGCUAUGUAAUCACUUAUCACUCUAUUGGACAUAUUUCAUUACAUUCCGUACUGAAAAUCUAACAUGUAAUAUAAACAAAAAUUCUUAACAAAACUCGAUGUAAGUAUUGACUGAAAACUAAGCAGUUUUGUUUGUUAGACAAAAUAUAAUUUGAAUGGGUAUAAUUGUGUAACAGUAAGGUUUUAGGCAGUUGUGUAGGUUUCUGGAAUGGAGUCUAAUUAUUUGUAGACUAUGCAAAUGCAACAUAGACCUAAAGGUAAACCCCUGAGUAAAUCAUUGAAGUAGUUGUAAUGACUUUACUAGCAGCAUAGUUAUGUCCCUAAAGGUGACCUUGUCUACUCAUUUGCUUAUGAAAAAUCAAUGCUAAAUCUGACAAAUUCUGCAAAUCAUUUUAUGAAAAUGAAUAAUCUGUUAUCUUGUUUUGUAGAUAUUGAAGCACAGAUUCGAGAAAUUCAAGGGAAAAAGGCAGCUCUUGAUGAGGACCAAGGAGUCGGUCUUGAUUCAACUGGAUAUUUUGAUCAAGAAAUUUAUGGUGGCAGUGACAGCAGAUUUACUGGUUAUGUAACAUCUAUAGCCGCAAAUGAACAGGAAGAUGUAAGUAAUAAUUAGUGAUUAAAAGUUUAAACAUCACAAAACAUUAACCCCUUAAGGACGGCGGGCGUACUAUGCCAUCCUUGAAGGGGUGGGCAUAAACGCCGAAGGGUGGCACAGUACGCAUUGUCGUCCUCUCCCCGUCCUGCGGCCCUACACUUACCUGGACUGGUGAUCCCGAUCGGGGGGGACUGCCUCAGAGCCCAGCAGCCCCCUUACAACAGCUCCAGGACAUGUGAUCACUAUGAUAAUCACAUGGCUGCAAUAGGAGUCUAUGGAGCUGCCUGCAGGGAGACUGGCUGAGCUCUCAGGAAGUCCCCCAGACGCCAAAAAAAAAUUAGAUUCAUCAAAUAAAUAAAUAUACUAUACAUGUAUUAUAUGUAUAAUUAAAGCAUUUUAUAAUUCUACAUAUAUAAUGCAUAUAUAUAUAAUUUCAUUAUAAGUGUACUGUGUGUGUGACCAAAGAUGGCUAGGGCUACACUCACCUGAACAUGCAUAAAUUAUAUAUAUAUAUAUAUAUAUAUAUAUAUAUAUAUAUAUAUAUAUAUAUAUACACACAUAUAUACAUUUCUGAAUUAUAAUUUAAAGGACCUGCAAGACAGUCCAGAGAAUUUAAUUAGGAAGCCCUGUAACUUUCCAAAACACUAUAAAACCUUUACAUGUGGGAUAUUGUCAUACUCGGAAGACUUUGUUGAACACAAAGGAGUGUUUCAAAACACUAAAACUUAUAACGACGAUAUUACCAGUAAAAGUGCAGUUUUUGUGUAAAACAAAAUAAAUGAGUGCUAACUUUAGCCAGCGUUUGUGAUUAAGUGGCUGCUAGAAAAGACUGAACAUACCCCAUUUUGAAUACCCUGGUUUGUUUACUUUUUCAAAUGCUAUGUCAUGGUGGGGUUCAUUUUCAUUUCUGGGCUGCCAUACCGUCUCAAAAUCAACAUAGCCAAUCUGGCAAAUAGCAAUUUUGCAAAAACAGAAAUUGGCAAAUCUUAGGUUUGACCCUGUAACUUUCCAAAUCACCAUAAAACCUGUACUUGAGGAAUACUGUUGUACUUUACGCAAAUAUGAGUGUUUUAGUGUAGUAAAAUGUAUUAUACUAAUAUCAUCAGUGAAGGGGCAGUUUAUUUGUGAAAAUGCCAUGAUGGUGUUAAUUUGUAUUCCUGGGCUGCCAUACGGUCUCAAAGGCAACAUAGGCCCAGCAAACCAAUCUGGCAAAUUUCAAUGUGCAAAUAUGGAAAAGGGGAAAGCCCUACAUUUGACUGACCCUUGUAAGUUUCCAAAAACCCAUAAAACCUGUACACUGGGGAUACUGUUGUACUCGUGAGACAUUUCUGAAUACAAAUAUGUGUAUUUUAUUUCAGUAAAAUCCAACAGUAUCAUGACAUUGACAUUCACAGUUAAAAUGUCAUGCAGAACUUGAAAAAUAAGUUAUUAAUUGCUCAUACUUUUUUAGAUUUUUAGUCAUAUUAAAUUGUUUCAUAUAUAAAUAUUUAAUAUGAAAUGAAAGACCUGUCUCUCCUGAACAAAGUGAUUAUGUAAUAAAUGUGGGUGCACUUAAUAUGAAAGAGGGGAAUUAUGGCUGCACCAUAUAUAGCGCAAUUUCCAGGUUUUGUUUACGUUUUGAUCACAAGUUGUACAAUUGGCUCAGUCUUUAAGGGGUUAAAUGGAUUUCAAUAUGUUUGAAUCCAUAUUCCCUACACUAUGUGCAGUUUUGUUUUGAGUGCAUAUACCCAGGCUUCCAAAUAGUAAUAGUAUACAAUGGAUGAAUAAUACAAAUUUGCUUGUAUGCGAGAAAUAUACUUUAUGCUGUGUACAUAUACAUAUAUUAAAAUAAACACAUGGAUGCUUAUUAGAUUACCGGAGUAGAUUUUAUCCGUUAUCAUUUAUUAAUCAUCACAGCACAAUUAUAUAAGAGGGGGAAAAAAAGAUAGAGAUCCCCCUCUCCCCUCUCCCCUCGUAGAUGUAAAAAACAGAUAAAAUUCUUAUCGUGUAAUACCUUUUUUUUUUUAUUGGUGUUGGAUUUUAUGUGUAUAUAUAUAUAUAUUCCCCUCUCUCUCUUAGGGAAACUUAUGUACUCCCACCUAAUCGGAAGUAAACUUUUCUGCAGUAUUGUAUUCACACCAAUAUUUUCUGUUCUGCAGGACGACGAUGACUGUUCUGCUGCAACAUUUGAGCAGAAGAAGCCGGGUUAUCAUGCUCCGGUGGCAUUACUCAAUGACAUCCCUCAGUCCACUGAACAGGUAAUUAUUGACCACACUAGUAGUAGAUCCCAUGCUUAAUUUCUAGGUAAACACAAGUUGUAAUUUUACUGGCACAAUGGAUAAAUGCUCUUUUAAAGGAGCUUUUUAAAUGAGGGGCUGGACUCCUAGUCACUUUUUUCUCAACCAAUUAGUUAGCUGUUUUAUCUUCUAAAUAUUCCCUGUCUAAUUCACAAAUACUCUAAUAUCCAUUCUUAUUAUAUGCUAUAAUUGUGACACCUGGCACUAUGAGGCAGGUUUAAUUCGUCAUUUAAGAAGUGCACUGCUGAUGAAUUGGCCAGCUGGUAACCUAGCAUAAAGGAAUACUCUGGUUGCUAGUACUACUUAGGUGAUCUAGCCAUGAGAGGUUAAUUUGAAAAUGAAGUGGCUUUGGUGCUUUGACUGUCUUUUUAAUUUCAUUAAAUCCUUUUCUCUUUUUCCCCAUAGUAUGAUCCAUUUGCAGAGCAUCGGCCACAGAAGAUCGCAGAUCGGGAAGAUGAAUAUAAAAAGCACAGGCGAAUGAUGAUUAUUUCCCCUGAGCGAUUAGAUCCUUUUGCAGAUGGUAAAUAACUUUUUAUUAUAAUUCUUUUAAUACAUACAUGUAAUUAUUUUUUAUUUAUUUUUGGUGGUGUAUUAAGUUUAGAUUUUUCUUUUGAAUUCCUCCCUCAGUUUUUUUUUUUUUGUUUGUUUGUUUGUUUUUUGUUUUUCUCUUUGCCAGACACUUUUCAUUGGUUAAGUCUACAAGACAAAAGUAUAAACCGUUUGUAUUUUUAAUGCAAGUUGAAGUGGCAUGAUUUUUUUUUAUUAUUAUUUUUUGUGUGUGUGUGUGUGUGUGUGUGUGUGUGAGAAAAAGACUUGCUCUCAAGGCAGAGCCUGUAAACAAUAAAUACCCUGUUGCAAGCGAUACUUGGGGUCUUCCCCCUGGGGAGUAAAUAGUAGCUUAUAUGAACCCUGUUGCAUAGAUUUUUGUCUUAUUUAUUUUUAGUGCUACAGGUUUUCUAGAAUGUUGCAUACCUUUAUGCUACCAGAGUGUCCUGCCUCAUGCUCAUUCUCUAAGAUCCAGUGGCUUAAUGGAGCUUUCCACCACAGAAUAAGCAUUUUUAUGUUGCUCUUAUCUUUUAUAUUACAGGCCAGUGUGAUACAUCACAUACAAGAUGUAUUGAGUUCAGGAGCAGGACAAUCUUGGUAGCUUUGCACUGCAGGUUAUUUGUAAUAAUGUUUCAACCUGCAUAUAAGAGGGAUGGGUUUUGUGUUUUGGGAAAUUGUAAAUGAUUUAAACAAUGCUUGUCAGAAUUCACAGGCCCAUACUAACUGUCCUUAAUUUCUUUCCUACAGCAGUACUGCUAAAUGCCAGUCCUGUCUGCAUUCUUAAGGGUGCAGUGCAACACAUCCUGUGUAGCUAAUGGUGAAAAAGUAAUCCAAAGGAAGUCUUAUCAUAUCUAGUGUCUGAGUGACACUACCAAUUGGGCAUGGUUUCCAACAUUGAAAAUGUAUAAUUUAAUUUAGUGGACCCAAAGUAGAGCUUUAUGGACAGCACCCUUUUUCCUGUUCACUUACGAUAUAUAUGGAGAAAAUUAUAGUACUUGAGAACUGAAAUAUUGGUGAUUAUUCCCUUACAUGGGAAAUCUGUAUUGGUAACAUAACCUUUGCUAAUUAUAUUUUAGUUAUAAAAUGCCCUCUUGAUUAAGUUCAGUGUUAAUGGUUUUGAUGCAGGGCAAAGUGGGAAAUUGGGCCCAUUGCCAUAAUUGUGUGUUGUCAUACACUGGUUUGCUCAGAUCAAUUGCAUAGGUUCUUCAUGGUUCCAGCACCCCUCUUGGAUCACCCUCGAAUAUAAAAACUGAAAAUUGCUCUUUGUGCUCCAUAGUGAGCGUCCUUUAUCAGUCACUAGAAAGUUUUCUUAAAAUGAAACCCAAAAUGUUUUGGAGCCACAGUUAGGCAUUGUUUUGGAUAUAAUCAAACUUACCCAGGUAAUGUUUAUGAGUAUACAUUUUCCAAAGUGUUACUAAUGGUAAAGAGAUGAUUUUCUAGGCUUCUAUUCUGCUGCUUGAAGUCAGAACUGCUGAUGGAGACAAAGGCACGAAAGUGUACGUAUUCUGGAUUAGCAACCACGGAAUCCAUCACUUCUGAAGAUGCUACACUGCUUUGUCAUUUUUAAUUUUACCUGCAUUAAUAUAUAUGCUUUUAAACUGUAGUUGUGUUCAAACAGGUUACAUAGAAUGAAAAACUCAUUAAAGUAAGCUAUGUUAUAAUGUGAGAUUAAUUUUAAACUUAAAAUAUGCAAGUGGGUUAGCAUAUGGCUAGGCUAUUUUUUUUUUUUUUUUUUUAUAUAUAUAUAUAUUUUUUUCUUCUUUUUCUUUUUCAAGAGGUCUAUUGAAAAUUCACUUGAAUUUAUUGAUUUCUACUCCUGUUGCUGUUCUUUUCUGCAGGGGGCAAGACGCCAGAUCCAAAAAUGAAUGCAAGAACAUAUAAGGAUGUCAUGAGAGAGCAGCAUUUGACAAAAGAAGAGGUAUGUCAACUAUAAAGCAGAGAAACCAUAUUUCAGCUUUAUAGUGUUAGUAAUUUGUAAUUAUGUGAUUUUAAUUUGGUGUGAGAUUCUGAAGUUUUUAUUUUUUACUCUAAUAAGCCAGAAAUUAGACCUAUUCAUAAAAUAAAUUUUUAUUUUUUAUUUUUAUCAAAACCAUUACUAAUUACAGUUUAAUUUGCAUAUAUUGCAGUGUAACCUAAACAAUCACAUUCUAAUGGCAUUUAAGUAUCCGGGAGGAGGAAGCUAUUUUAGCACAGUUCUGUUAAGUGGUGUAAUGACUUUAGGUAGAACUCUCUUUUAAUUUCAAUGAAAAAAAUUGGUUGGCAGUAAAAUCUUUGGCUUAACCUUGUAUAUCAGAAUUUAUCAAAGAUACGUUGUUUCAAAUUAGUGAUCCAUUGUGAGGUGUGAGAGGUGCUCAGUAGUGUCUUCACUUAAAUGACCACUAUAGUGCCAGGAAAACAAACACUCUUUCCUGGCAUUCUAGUAUCUUUAGGUCCCCCCUCCACUCUCAAAGUCCCACUACCACCAAGCUGAAGGGGUUAAACACUUGCCUUUCUCCAGCGCCGGGCCACUUCGGCACUCUCCUCCCUCUGCCGGUGCCGAAUGCGCAUGCGCGGCAAGAGCCGCGGGUGCAUUCAAGCAGUCCAUAGGAAAGCAUUUCACAAUGCUUUCCUAUGGACGUCAGCGUCUUCUCACUGUGAUUUUUCACAGUGAGAAGCACCUCCAGCAGCUGUCAAUGAGACAGCUACUAGAGGCUGGAUUAACCCUCUGAAACAGCUAUGUUUACAGCUGCAGAGUUAACACUAGAUGGACCUGGCACCCAGACCACUUAAUUGAGCUGAAGUGAUCUGGGUGCCUAUAGUGGUCCUUUAAAGGAGCACUAUACAGGGAGUGCAGAAUUAUUAGGCAAAUGAGUAUUUUGACCACAUCAUCCUCUUUAUGCAUGUUGUCUUACUCCAAGCUGUAUAGGCUCGAAAGCCUACUACCAAUUAAGCAUAUUAGGUGAUGUGCAUCUCUGUAAUGAGAAGGGGUGUGGUCUAAUGACAUCAACACCCUAUAUCAGGUGUGCAUAAUUAUUAGGCAACUUCCUUUCUUUUGGCAAAAUGGGUCAAAAGAAGGACUUGACAGGCUCAGAAAAGUCAAAAAUAGUGAGAUAUCUUGCAGAGGGAUGCAGCACUCUUAAAAUUGCAAAGCUUCUGAAGCGUGAUCAUCGAACAAUCAAGCGUUUCAUUCAAAAUAGUCAACAGGGUCGCAAGAAGCGUGUGGAAAAACCAAGGCGCAAAAUAACUGCCCAUGAACUGAGAAAAGUCAAGCGUGCAGCUGCCACGAUGCCACUUGCCACCAGUUUGGCCAUAUUUCAGAGCUGCAACAUCACUGGAGUGCCCAAAAGCACAAGGUGUGCAAUACUCAGAGACAUGGCCAAGGUAAGAAAGGCUGAAAGACGACCACCACUGAACAAGACACACAAGCUGAAACGUCAAGACUGGGCCAAGAAAUAUCUCAAGACUGAUUUUUCUAAGGUUUUAUGGACUGAUGAAAUGAGAGUGAGUCUUGAUGGGCCAGAUGGAUGGGCCCGUGGCUGGAUUGGUAAAGGGCAGAGAGCUCCAGUCCGACUCAGACGCCAGCAAGGUGGAGGUGGAGUACUGGUUUGGGCUGGUAUCAUCAAAGAUGAGCUUGUGGGGCCUUUUCGGGUUGAGGAUGGAGUCAAGCUCAACUCCCAGUCCUACUGCCAGUUCCUGGAAGACACCUUCUUCAAGCAGUGGUACAGGAAGAAGUCUGCAUCCUUCAAGAAAAACAUGAUUUUCAUGCAGGACAAUGCUCCAUCACACGCGUCCAAGUACUCCACAGCGUGGCUGGCAAGAAAGGGUAUAAAAGAAAAUCUAAUGACAUGGCCUCCUUGUUCACCUGAUCUGAACCCCAUUGAGAACCUGUGGUCCAUCAUCAAAUGUGAGAUUUACAAGGAGGGAAAACAGUACACCUCUCUGAACAGUGUCUGGGAGGCUGUAGUUGCUGCUGCACGCAAUGUUGAUGGUGAACAGAUCAAAACACUGACAGAAUCCAUGGAUGGCAGGCUUUUGAGUGUCCUUGCAAAGAAAGGUGGCUAUAUUGGUCACUGAUUUGUUUUUGUUUUGUUUUGAAUGUCAGAAAUGUAUAUUUGUGAAUGUUGAGAUGUUAUAUUGGUUUCACUGGUAAUAAUAAAUAAUUGAAAUGGGUAUAUAUUUGUUUUUUGUUAAGUUGCCUAAUAAUUAUGCACAGUAAUAGUCACCUGCACACACAGAUAUCCCCCUAACAUAGCUAUAACUAAAAACAAACUAAAAACUACUUCCAAAAAUAUUCAGCUUUGAUAUUAAUGAGUUUUUUGGGUUCAUUGAGAACAUGGUUGUUGUUCAAUAAUAAAAUUAAUCCUCAAAAAUACAACUUGCCUAAUAAUUCUGCACUCCCUGUAGUGUCAGGAACACAAACAUGUAUUCCUGACCCUAUAGCGUUAAAACUACCAUCUAGCCACCCUGGUCCACUCAUGCCUCCCUAAAAAAUGUAAAAUUUUACAUGUGUUCAAGUCUGGAGCUGCUAGCUCGGUCUCUGUUUCCUUUAGAUCUGCCUGCUGACAUCAGCAGAAGUGGUAGCCUGCUCCAAUUACAAUGCUUCCCCAUAGAAUUGGCUGAGACUGACAAAGAGGCAGAUCAGGGGCAGAGCCAGCACAGUUCAAACACAGCUCUGGCCAAUCAGCAUCUCCUCAGAGAUGAAUUGAAUCAAUGAAUCUCUUGGAGGAAAGUUCAGUGUCUGCAUGCAGAGGGAGGAGAUAUUAAAUGCGUGGAUGCAUUUUAGGCAGCCAUGACCCAGGAAGGAUCUCUAACAGCUAUCUGAGGAGUAGCCAGUGAAGUUAUCACUAGGCUGUAAUGUAAACACUGCAUUUUCUCUGAAAAGACUGUGUUUACAGCAAAAAGCUUAAAGGUAAUGAUUCUACUCACCAGAAUAAAUUCAAUAAGCUGUAGAUGUUCUGGUGACUGUAGUGUCCCUUUAAGUAAUUCAAUGCUAAAUUAACUUUCAUUGCUGACAAAGUAACUCUGCAUGGAAUAUUACCUUGUGUUGGCUAUACAUGCAGUCAUGCCUCCAAAGGACAUGCUGAAUUAUAAUUUUGGUAGUUGUGUGUCAUAGUCUGAGAGAACGGUCUUGCAAGAUGUUAACAAUUGGUUGUCUGUAUUUUAAGAAUGGUACAUUAUGGUGUGUGUGUGUGUGUGUGUGUGUGUGUGUGUGUGUGUGUGUAUAUAUAUAUAUAUAUAUAUAUAUAUAUAUAUAUAUAUAUAUAUAUAUAUAUAUAUAUAUAUAUAUAUAUAUAUAUAUAUAUGUAUGUAUGUUUAUUAUUCAUGGCAGCAUAUACACAUGGGUUAGAGCCUCCUCUUACAGCGAGAUAGAGGAAUAAACCAAAUUAUUUUAAAGUAGUAUCCCUGCAUAGGUCCCUCAGUCAGUAACCAGCUCCUACAGAAGAAGCAAAACCAACACUGGGUGGGUAGUAUAUGCUGCCAUGAAUAAUAGCCAGGAAAAGAAAAUUACGGUGAGUAUGAAUACAUUUUUCUCUUUCCUGGCUAAUCAUGGCAGCAAAUACACAUGGGAAUACCCAAGCUUUCAGGGAGGGACAGUAACAUACAUAACUGGCAAUCAAAUAAUCAGAACAAUUCAACAUGGAUUAGAAUAUUGAACUGAGUAAGGGAUGUGGCAUCCAAAUUGCGCCUAAUUGAUUGCUACAAUGUCCAGUAUGUAAUGCUGGACAAACUAGUUCAAAGAGAUCCAAAUGCCAACGUUACAAAGUUUCAGCAGAGAUCAUUGCCAUGGAAGCCCACAAUGCUGCAACAGCACUAGUGGAGAGUGCCCUGAAACCCUUUGGUACAGGUAGAGCAUGGCAUUGAAAAGCUUUCACUUUAGACAGGGUCUCUGGUGCUAAAUGCAAGACAACCAUAUCCUGUUGAAAUUCAGGAUCAAACCUGGAGUUCAUACAUUCAUGAGGUACCAGGCAACAGCACUUUCUGUGCUGACACCAUGGAAGCUCCUGCUAGAGGUUCGAAUGGUGGUUUAGUCAAAGCCUGUAAGACCAGAGGUAGGUCACAUAUGGACUUCAGCACCCUCAGAGGCUUGAAUUUAAUUGCUGCUUGCAUGAAGCAAAGCUCAAUGGGAACCCAUCCAUGUGGAAAGUGCCAAUAUGUGCUCCUCUAGAGUGUUAUAAUUCAGACCAUAUCAAGGCCAGAUUGAGGAGUAAUUCCAACCAUUCUUGAGACCGACAGACAAAUGUAAUCUGUAAAGUAUGUAUAGGACAGUAAGAGGAACUUGAUGACCGUCUCAGGGAUGCCUAUACUUCUAGAGACACCAGCCUCAACACCAGGACUUAAGGAUCUUGGUGUGUCAAUGGACCUUGUAAUAAUAGUUCUGGACAUACUGGAAUUUCCAUUGGAGGUUCCAGAUUCAUCUUUCUCAUCAAGGAAAUUUAGUAUUCUUGGCCUUCCACUGUCUCCUUUAGGAACGUUGAAGACAGGAAAAGUCUGUAAAUCAGACUGAGAAUCCAAAUUUGAGUCAGUUUCCUGACUUUGAGCUUUCUGGUCCUAAAAACGCGAUAUAGGAUACAUUUGCAUUGAUAUUUGAGCAAAUUUAUUCCCACUUGUUCUUCAGCAACCUUCUGUGUAGAAGAGCCCUGAAAUUACUCAUAAUUCCAUUACAUUGGAUGGAAAUAUUGUUCCUUCCCUUAUUCACACUCCUUGUGUAGCAUGGUCCAGACAGUGUGUAUCCAAUCCUUGAAAACUGGAAUCCGAGCUUAUAAUCGCCCAAUGAAGUUCUGUUGAUAGGAAACCCAGAGACAUACUCUCUCUUUCAGCUACCAGGUAAAGUGUAACUCCACUGAUGGUGACAUCGUCCGUGGCUGUCCCCAAUUCAUCUUCUCUUGUUGAACUGAGAUAGGAAGGACCUUUGAGGAAUCCUGACAUGCCAUUGAGCCCAUCUGACAAGUCUAAAAACUGGAAAACGUAUCACAACAAUUAUAUCAUCAGUAAAAGUGCUGUUUGUGUGUGAAAAAUGCAAAAAACGUCAUUUUCACUGACAAUAUCAUCGCUGUGAUAUGUUUUACUGUUUUGAAUCACUAAUAUUUGUGUUAGCGAAGUCUCCCGAGUAAAACAGUACCCCCCAUGUACAGGUUUUAUGGUGUCGUAGAACGUCACAGGGUAAAAUACAGUGCUAGCAAAUUAAAUUCUCUGGAAUUUCGGCCUGGGUUGGCAGGCAGGUCCCUCAAAUGGCAAUCAAUAAAAUUACUGAAUUAUGUAAAAAUAUUACAUAAAUACGCACGUAGAAUUUAAAUAUAUAUGCAUAUUUAUAUAUUUGAAGUCAACGUGUAUAUUUAUAUAAUUUUUUAUGUAAUUUUGUAUAUGGACAUAUGUAUAUUUCGUAUUUUUAUUUAUUUAUAUAUACAUAGAUAUAUAUACAAAUUCAUUCUAAGUAUAUUUUGAUAUAAAUAAUAUUAAUUUUGAAAUACAGUUAGAAUAAAAUUUCAUAUAGAUAUAUAAUUUUUUUAAAUUGUUUAUUUAAAAAAAAAUAAUUUAAAUUACUUAUUUAUAUUUUAUAAUAAUAUAUAUAUAUAUACAAUAUAUAUAUAGUUAUUAUAUAUUAUAUAUAUACACGUGUAUAAUUUAAUUAAAAGUGUAUUUUUAUAUUAUAAGUACAUAUUAAUAUAAAAAUACACUUAGUAUGACAUUAUAUAUGAUAUAUAGACAUAUAUUAUAUAGAUAUAAUAUAUGUCUAUCAUAUAUACACAUAUAUAAUUGUUUUUUUUUGUUUUUUGUUUUUUAUUAACACUAUUUUUUUUUCUUUCUGAUUUUACACUAGCAGGGAGACUGCCUGUCAGCACAGACAGUCCCCCUGCAGGCAGACACAUGUCCACCUAUUGUGACCAUGUGAUCACUGUGUUAAGCGAUCACAUGGCCACAGGGGUCCUAAUUCAGUGUGGGGAGACUGUCUGGGCUGCAGGCAGUCUCCCCACAACGGGAGCAACACUGAUCGCCGCCGGGGGAACGACGGCGAUCAGGUAAGUACCUCUGACCGUUAGGACGGUUCAGGACCGUCAUCGGUCGGCAAUGUAAAAAUGCCGAUGACGGUCCUGAACCGUCCUCGGUCGCGAAGGGGUUAAAGGCAUCUUAUUCUAAAAGGCAUCACAGCAUAAGGCAGUAAAGGCACAGCUGCAUGAUUUAAAGAUAUUACAGCUUAAGGGACAGCUGCAUAAUGCAUUACAGCACAAGGCACAGCUGCACAAUGCUCCAGUUUAAAGGCAUUACAGCAUAAUGCACCACAGGUUAAAGACAUCAGUUUAACCCCUUAACUACACGUGAACUGUCAUGAUACCCUUUUAUUGCAGUAGUUUGGUCCUUAAGGGGUUAAACACAUUACAGCAUAAGGCACCUUAAAAUAGCAAAACAAAGUAAUGAAGAGAAAAAAAACCUACAUGUCCUUGAGUAAAGGGAGCAAAAUGCUCACGUCGUUUUUGUUUUUUUUGUUUUUUUUUAAUUUUACAAUUUUUUAUUUUGGUACAAUAGCAAGACUGUAAACAUUGGGUGGGAUGCAGAAUAAAGAAAUAAGGAAGGGGGGGUGGUAAAGGGCCCCAGUGAACAUUCUUCAUUAUUUAACAUCUUUUGCCAGUAGUUUUUGCAUAUUUUACACGUUAUUGGUUUUGCAUCUGAGGUUGUCCCUCGUGAUGUUGAAUUUGUUCAGUUUAGUACCCCGCUUGCGAUGUACCCAACAUAUAUACAUAAAAUUAAACGAAUCAUGGAUAUGGAAACAUAAACUUAUGUACAGUUUAUGGCAAGUACUACGGUUUGUUGCUGCAGUGUGUCUCUCUUUUGUAGUGCCCCAUCUGGGCUACUCGUUAGGGGUUGCAGGUAGGUGUGCUGUUUAUUUAUGCUAAUGCGUGGUGUGGUUUGAUGUGGGCUCCUCCCCGAUAGGGGGAAGGUGAGCCCUAUACUUUUGCCACAAGUCAUAUAUCUGUGCAUUUGUGGUCUCAUGAGGUGUAGCAAAUCUUUCGUAAGCCACAUUAGUGGAUAUCAGACUCAGCACCUCCUCUACGGGAGGGGUAAAUUCUGACCUCCAGUUCCUGGCAAUUAUUGUUUGUGCUGCUAUAAUUAUUAGAAACGUUAAUUUGCGGAUAGGUUUCAAUUGGUUGAUUGGCAAACUGUGUAGUAAGUAGGACUCUGCCGUUUAAAGUAACACUAUAGUCACCUAAAUUACUUUAGCUAAAUAAAGCAGUUUUCGUGUUUAGAUCAUUCCCCUGCAAUUUCACUAUCGUUUAGGAGUUAAAUCACUUUGUUUCUGUUUAUGCAGCCCUAGCCACACCUCCCAUGGCUGAUUGGCAGAGCCUGAAUAAAAAAAAACUGGUUUCACUUUCAAACAGAUGUAAUUUACCUUAAAUAAUUGUAUCUCAAUCUCUAAAUAGAACUUUAAUCACAUACAGGCGGCUCUUGCAGGGUCUAGCAAGCUAUUAACAUAGCAGGGAAUAAGAAAAUCUUAAUUAAACAGAACUUGCAAUAAAGAAAGCCUAAAUAGGGCUCUCUUUACAAGAAGUGUUUAUGGAAGGCUGUGCACGUCACAUGCAGGGAGGUGUGACUAGGGUUCAUAAAAAAAGGAUUUAACUCCUAAAUGGUAGAGGAUUGAGCAGUGAGGCUUCAGGGGCAUGUUCUAUACACCAAAACUGCUUCAUUAAGCUAAAGUUGUUCAGGUGACUAUAGUGUCCCUUUAACCCAGAAUGGCCGGAUCCGUGGGCAUGUCCACCAUAUAUGAAGCGUGUCCCCUGACAUCUCCAGCAGGUGUUGCUGGUUGUUUGGUACAUUUUGGAUAGCUUGCUGGGUGUCAGGUACCAUUGGUACAGUAUUUUCCUUGAUAUUUCUAGAUGUGAGGCGCACAUUGAGGAGCCCUUGUGAGCUGUGAAUGCUCUGACCCAUUCCUGGGGUGUCCGUUCCCUCCCUAGGUCUUUGUGCCAUUCUUUCUGGAAUCCCAAUAACUGAGCUUGUGGUUCUCCUAUAAUAGAGUUGUAGAGUUUUUUUUUUUUUUGCUGUUGUGGACUGAUGCAUUUGCUCUCAAAGCGUGACAUUAGCCCUGUCCCUUGUUCCCCUAGUGUUUGUGAGUGAUUUAUUUUGGGCCUUUUGUGAUAUAUUAUAUUGGGUUUUCAGGUCUGUAAAACUCUUGAGAGCCCCUUGAUGGGUUAACUGGUGUAAGUGGGUUACCCCGUGUGAGGUCCACACCUUAUAAUUGAAUGACGGGUUUAACACGUGGGGUCGCAGGGGACCACUUCGAUGGUGAUCAAACCCUGUAUCUGUUCCUAUGCCAAAUAGAGAGCAUCAGCCUGGUGGUCAGCAGCAUCUUGGGGGUUCAGGGUCAUAUUCCUUUCGGGGCCAAAAUUAGGUGUUCUCCCCCCACCCCAGUCUGGAGGACUCUAAUGCCACCCAUUGUGGGGUCUGAGCUAUGGUGUGGCAACCGAUUACAUUGGCUACUUGUGUGGCCCUGUGAUAUUAUCUUACAUCAGGGAAUCCCAAGCCCCCGGCCCUGUGCGAGAUAGGAGCCUCCAAGGGAACCUUUGGCUUCUUAUUUUGUCAUCCAAACUUCAAUAGUGUCGACUGUAGGGCUUUGAGGAAUUUGGGGGGGUAUUGAUUUGUAGUGUGCGGAACAAGUACAAGAUCUUUGGCAAUAUCACCAUUUUAAUAGCCGCACAACGGCCUAUCCAUGUCAUGAAUUUUCCCUCCCAUUUCUUUAAGGUGUUUUCUAUUUCUGUAUUUAAUAUUUGGUAGUUCAUUGUGAAGAGAGCGGUAUGAGAUCUCGUCAGUUUAAUACCUAAAAAAGUAAGAGUCCUGUCUCCAGUCAUAUUUAAAUGCUGUCCGUAGUCUGUCCAUGGUGUCUCUCUCUAUGCCUAUUCCCAUCGCUUGGGUCUUUGUAGUGUUGAGUUUAUAGCAGGAUUGUGCACUAUAAUUCUGUAGUUCUUUUUGGAGGUUGGGGAGGGAGAUGUUUGGUUGAGAGAGAGUCAGUAGGACGUCGUCUGCGAAAAAGUUUAUUUUGUAGUCCCGGUCGUUUAUUGUUCUCCCAUGAAUGUUUGGGUUGCGUCUAAUUGCUUCAGCAAGCGGUUCUAGGGCCAGUACGUAAAGAAGUGGUGACAAUGGGCAUCCCUGUCUGGUACCUUUUGGUAAUGGCGAAUGAGUCUGACUGGAACCCUGAUGUUGAUACAGCUGUGUUUAUUAUAGGGCCUUAAUUGCUGUUAGCUACUGUUGUGGGAUCUCAAAUUUCGUGAGUACGGCAUCCAGAAAAAGCCAAUUCAGUCUGUCAAAGGCUUUCUCCGCGUCAAGGGAGACUAGGAGACCUUGCAUCCUGUCAGUGUGUAUAGUUUAAGAUGUCUACUACUUUCCGGGUAUUGUCAGAACCCUGUCUCCCUUGAACGAACCCUACUUGGUCAUCUGAGAUAAUUGAUGGUAGUAUGUUUUUAAGUCGUGUGGCCAGAAUUUUUGCAUAUAGUUUAGUAUCAGCGUUUAAUAGUGAUAUUGGGCGAAGGUUUUGACAGAGUGUCGGUGGUUUGCCUUGUUUUGGUAGGGUUAUCACUUUGGCUGCUAGAAAUUCAGAGGGGAAGGCCCCCGUCUGUACUGCAUGGUUAUACGCUAAUGCGAGUUGUGGGGCCAGGAGGUGUUUGAAUUUCGUGUAGUAUUCAUUUGUGUACCGUCGAUGCAUUCCAUUAUUUCGUUUUGCAUGAUCGGGGAAGCAAGGAUUUGUUUUUGGGGUUCUGUUAAAGCUGGUAGGGGCAUCUCUGCUAGGUAUGAUUGUAUGCUUGUGGCUGACGGUUUGGGGGUGUUCAGGUCAUCCUUAAGGUUAUAGAGCUGGCUGAAGUAUUGUGCGUAUUCUCCGCAUAUCUCUGCGGAAAGGUUUAGUUUGUGACCUGCUUUAUUCACUAUGUGUGCUAUUCGUGUUUGUUGUCUGUCCCUCAAUCUCUGGGCUAGGAGCUUGCUGGCCUUGUUUCCUUGUACGUAUGUGUGUGUUUUCAGUCUAUUGAGCAUGAAUCCAAAUUUGUUGUAGCCUAAUCUCCUUGAGUUUUCUUGUAGGGCUGGUACUCGUCGUUUGUGUUCUAACCCUGGGUGUGUUUUGUUUUCCCUGUGUAGUUGUUCUAACUUCUGUUUGUUUUGUGUCAGUUCUUUGUCGGCUUGCUUUUUAAUAUAUGACGCUCUGCUUAUUAGUGUGCCUCUUAACACAGCCUUAUGGGCUAACCAAAGCAUAUGCAGGUUUUGUACUGAUGUGGUGUUUGUGGUGAAGUAAUGCUGUAGUUCUUUUUCCAGUGUUGUGCAAAACUCUGCGCCUCUCAGCAGUCUCACAUGGAGGCACCAGGGACUCCUGUGUUUUGUUUGUAUUCGUAUGAGCUUACGAGUGUAAUGACUGGGACGUGAUCUGACCAAUUAAUGGUUGCUCUAUCACAUCCCAAUACGUGGGUCAAGGUGGUGUAGUGCAUCAGACACCCGUCAAUUCUCGAGUAAGAGUUGUGUACCUUUGAAUAUUUUCUUUCUCUCGGGUGGAGGGCCUUCCACACAUCUCGGAGGCCAAACGUGGCCAGCCGAGUUCUAAGUGCUUUGCUUUGUUUUUUUAAGGGUGUUGAAAUGUGGGGUGGAGGGAGAUCUAGUGGAGUCCACUGUUUGGUCAAGGACAUGGUUAAGGUCCCCGCUGAUUAUGAGGGUGCCUUUUCUUACUGAUUCUGCUUUUGUUAGAACUCCGUGAAGGAAGUUCCUCUGGUUAGCAUUUGGGGAUUAUAUGUUGACCAAUGUGUAAUCUGAAUCAUUAAUAGUGCACUGCCAAAUGAUGUAGCGUCCAGGGGGUCUAUAAUGUGUGUGUGUGUGUGUGUGUGUGUGUGUGUGUGUGUGUUCGAUGUCACAGUUAGGUCUUUGCUGAGGAAUAUGGAGACCCCUUUGGAUUUUGUGUGGCGUGCAUUUGGUGGGGCUAUAAGCGGGUGCACAGUGAUGGGUGCAUGUCAAUUCUGAAGUGUUUCCUGCAGGUAUACAAUAUCUGCUUGAUUUUUACUUAGUUCCCUUUCUAGUACAUCGUUUGAAGGGUAUAUUGAUGCCCUGUACGUUAUGGGAAUAUAAUUUUAAGACUGAAUGUGAGUGGUUGACGUUGCGUUUUCCCUAUGCUGUGGUUUAUGGUUAGUCUGUGUGGUGCUCUUACGGUGUCUUUCCUGUGUCGCCUAUAUAUAUUGCUCUUUUGAGAGUUAGGUCCCUGCAGGGCUCCUGCGUGACCUCUGUUAAUUCUGCGUGUGUGAGAGUGCCCGUAUGUGUGUUUCAUACUGGAUUUGCUCUUGUCGAGGCAGUUAUAAACAGUAAUGUAUGCAAUCAUAGACAUUACCAUAUGAAAAAAAACAGUAAACAUAUAUACAUAAACAUAACCAAAAUAUUAUCCCGAGCAAUAUGCCCCAAGGGAUUUUAACAGAUUUUCUCCUGCUAGUUUCUCCCACUAGCUAUACCUUAUGUGGGGGUGCGUGGAACCAGGUCGAGACCCCUGGAUACCCAGGCGACCGUGGCCCCCCUCUUUUGUCCCAUGUGAGUUAUAUGCUAAGGACGUUCAAAGAAAUCACUGCAAAUAUUGGGACAGUGGCAUGUAAUUUCAAUAUCCCCCAUUCUGAAGGGCAUAUGUCCUUAGUUUCGUGUUGAUGUUAUUACAGGUCGUGUCGUGGCACUUUGGAGCGUCGCUUUGAGUGUUGGGCUGGGGGGAGGGGAUUAACAUGUAAGUCAGCGGUUUGCUGUGUGUAAUGGCCUAUGGUGUAGCGGGUCUAGUGGAGGCCCCUUCCCUCUGUUCAAUGCGUAAAUCGCUUGACCCCUCAUCGCCCCUUAUAUCCCUUCCCUCCGCUUAUUAUCUCUUUUUAUCCGAUGACAACAUGCAUUAAAGGUCUAUGUGAAGCACAUGAUGGAAGUAUAUUACCCAUUCUCAGUCCAUGUUCUUGAAAGGCAUUUCGCACAAGUCCACAGGGUCUUUCAUAGCCAUAAUGUGCAAGCUAUAUCUUAAUUCAGGUAGGAGAUGUUUGUCAGCCAUUCAUCCCUGUUAUUUGCCCGUCGUUGAUCUGGAGGAUUUGGAGUAUCUGGUCGACUUCCACUCCAGUUGGAUCUCCAUUUGUCGUUUGGACCCUUCAUUCAUGGCCGUUGUGUUGAUGCCCCAGCUUCUCGCAGGCGGGUGCCUGCAUCUGCAUCCGAGGCUGCGUGCGUCUUGCCUUCUCUAACUAUCAGCUGCUUUAUUGGGAAGCCCCAGCGGUAUGGGAUGUUUCUGUUCCUGAUCUCUGAUGUUAUUUCUUUGAAGGCUCUUCUGCGCCUCAGUGUUUAAAGCAGAGAGGUCAGCGUACACUUGAAUGGAUCUGUAUUUUUUCGGCAUGUCCUGUGCCCUUUGGACCGGAGAAUUGCCUCAUUAACAUGGUAGCCGCAGGCAGGUGUUGUGGUUUCGCCACCCUGUGUGUUCUGUCCAAGAGCAGCAUGCUGGGUGGGAUGUCAGGGCUUGUAAUAGGCCUGUCAGGUAGGCCACAAGGUCUAUGGCCAGGACGUCUUCGGAGAUCCCUCUUACACAAGUUUUGGCACCGGGAUCUAUCUUCUAAAUCUGUUUUUCUAGCCGUUCCUGCAUUUCCUCCAACUUUGUCGCCAUGGUGUUGUGUGUUUUGGCAUAGUCCGCCAUCUUGUUUUCUAUGUGGGCUGUGCGGUUGCCGAGAUCUAAGAUAUCUCUCCUGAGGUCUGCUAUAGCUGAUUGUACUUAGUUAGCCGGGGAGCUCAGUCUCUACGCAUCCAUACAGCUCAAGCGCAGGCUCACAUCUUAAGGGCUGUAGGACAGGAAAAACACUGAGGUGUACGUGUGUGUGUCAGGGCUCGACAAAUCCCAGGCGCCAGAUCGCCACGGCGACUAGAAAUUUCGCCAUGGCGUCUGGGAUUUGCCAGCUCUCUGUGUGGGAAGGGGCUUUGACGCCGCUUGCGGGUACAUGGAGGAUGCCGCCCGCGGGAGAAUUAUGGGCGGCGCGUGAGGGAGCAGUACUGUACUCUGUAAUGAUGUCGUAGGGAGGCUGAGCGGGUUUCAAUUAAAACAAGUGUGUGUGCUUGUGAGAGAGCCUGUCGGACUGUGUGCGCGCUUGUGAGAGAGCCUGUCGGACUGUGCGCGCGAGAGCCUGUCGGUCUGUGAGGAAGGUGUGUGUGUUUUUUUUUUUUUUUUUUUUUUUUUAACACUCUCCUUUUUUCCCAUAUUCCCACGACGUGACAGUUUCGCCAUGGCUGAAAUUAUCAAUCUUAAUGAUCAUAGCUAAGGCAAUGCUUUCCCUUAGGAAAGCAUUGGGAGGAUUUUGUGCAUGCGCAGAAAAUGUACCAAUCCGCAUCUCCUCAUAGAGAUGCAUUACAGUAACCAAUCUCUAUGAGGAACAUUCAGCGCCUCCAUGCAGAGCUUUAAGACACUGAAUCUGGUUUCUGCACGUGGUGCAGCAGUGACCCACUAGAGAUAGUGACCAUCUGAGUGACUGUCGUCAGAGGUGCUAGUAAGCAGCAAUGUAAACUCUGCCUUUUCGCAGAGCUCCUGGUGCUCUGUCAGUCAGUAAUGAAACUAAGGGAGGCAGGGGAAGGUAUUGAAUAAGUACGUGCUAUUUGACGCAUCUGAGGUAUGACACAGAAGGUGGAUUGGUGCAGACCCACAGGGGUAAUGAGAUAUUGUAGGAAUUGUGGUAUGUUAUGUUAGUAGAUAUCCUAGUCUGCCUAACAGGAUACACAGUGAAAUAACAUACAUCCAUAAGUAGGAGGUUGUGCAGUAAAUCGUAGAUACCUAGCACCUAAAGAUGUAACGUACAUGAGUGAGAUGUAAGGCCAGCUCGUGGAUCCAACCGAUUAAUCUAUAAAACCUACCUAAUGAAUGUAGUAGAAGGGGUUUGAAGAGUAAUGUUGCCCUUAAAUGCUGAGUACUCCGUAACCUGUAAUAACCAUGUUAUCAGUAAUGACUUUGAUACGAAUAUUCUCUAACCCAUGACACAUAUGGAAGAAGAAACGGAUACAAGUGAAAGCAGCAGUCCUAAUAAUGAACCUAAAGUUAUAAUAAAUUAUGUAAAAAGUAGGUGCGUGGCCCUGCCCUGGACCUCUUUGAGAGUAGAACAACAUACUUAAGCUGAAACAGUAGUGCUGGUAAGGAGCAUAAACGUGGUAAUAUAGUCAAUAGAGUAUACUAUACACUUGAGGAGAAUUGAGGCAAGCAGUGAAGGAAGCCACCAUAACAGGUGAAUUAGGAUAAAGAUCCUAAAUUUAGUUAAAUAAUUAUACACCAAGGCUUCAAUUAAGGUAACUUGUCAUACAGAAUUUGUGAUCACAUCUAAUCCCCAGUUAAGUGUCAAAGACUACCUUGAAUAUAGAAAACGAUACAAGAAAUUAUAAUCAUACGUUAGAAAUGGAAUAGUAGUAGCAUAGGUGCAGGUUAUACACUGUUGGUGUUGGACAUAGAUUAAGGAAUCGAGCCUUAGUGACAUAAGUAUAGGAAUGCACCGGGUGAGCAUUUAGAUGCUUAGUUGAGUGAAAACCAAAUGGUGUUUAUUUAAGCAAACCAGUGUAUCGUCUACAUCUACUAACAAAGCAUGAAAACCGAUGAACACGUAAUGCACUUGCUUUAACUAAAUUAAAUACUACCUUUAACAAAACGUAAGACUAACUUAAGAUAUCGACAUGUGCAAUAUGGAUACUGACCAAUAUAGGCCGAAAUUUAACACUCCGUAUUAAAUGAAACAAAGAAUUUAUAAACCUUCCGUAAGAUUACGUGUAGAAAAUAAACAUUAAAGGACCACUAUAGGCACCCAGACCACUUCAGCUUAAUGAAGUGGUCUGGGUGCCAGGUCCAUCUAGGAUUAACCCUUUCUGCUGUGAACAUAGCAGUUUCAGAGAAAAUAUGUUUACAAAUGGGUUAAUCCAGACUCUAGUGACUGUCUCAUGGACAGGCGCUUCCGUGCUUCUCACUGUGAAAAUCACAGUGAGAAGACGCCAGCGUCCAUAGGAAAGCAUUGAGAAUGCUUUCCUAUGGACUGGCUGAAUGCGCGAGGCUCGUGCCGCGCAUGCGCUUUCAGCCGAUGACUGGAAAGGAGGAGAGUCCCCAGCGCUUUGGAAAAAAGGUCACUGUGUGUGUGUGUGAGCCUGUCACUGUGUGUGUGUGUGAGCCUGUCACUGUGUGUGUGUGUGAGCCUGUCACUGUGUGUGUGUGUGAGCCUGUCAGUGUGUGUGUGUGAGCCUGUCACUGUGCCUGUCACUGUGUGUGUGCCUGAUUAUCGCCAUUAUCGGAUUAAACGAUAAUGGCGCUGAGGUACAGAUUUACCUGGUAUUUACGCAUCUUAUACACUUAUCAGUCCUUGGGAGUUGGUAUGGGGCUUGCCCCUUUUAGUUUGACACUUGUAUGGUCCACAAUACGCAUACGUUAAUCAGACUCUUAUGAGUUACUGUUUCUGUUGUAUAGGCGGCAAGGAUUGUGGUCGGGGGAACCAUGGGAAUCUAAGGUGCCCGUGGUGUCUGCUGUUGUAGGUGAGUUGCUAUCAGGAAUGAUGGCUUCAGCCGCACAAGCUCCUGAUGGAACGUGGGGGCCUCCAAGAUGGGGACCAAGAUCACCCCCGCUGGUCCAGAGGGGGUGGGGGUUAGUGAUAAAUUUUUACAUGAGUCUGAGCCCUUUAUGCAUAGGGCUGGGAGAUCGGCUGACUCAGCUGCUGGGCCGCAUGCUGGUCAACGCCUGGAUAAAAACAGGAGACCGUGGGAAGCUUUCCUAACGAAUUAACAUUCUUUUCAAUUACCUAAACAACUGGAAGUUUCUCCUGAACUGAGCAAAGCUCAACCAUUCAGGAGGAACUUUACGAUUAACCCCUUCCUCACCCUUGAGCCCGGCGGAAGGGGGGCCCAGAGGGGUGAGGGGGACCCAAGGACCCUAUAGAGUCAGGAAAACAAGUAUGGGCGUUUAAGGACUAGAAAAACUGGUGAGGGCCGUAUGUGGGCCGGAAUAACUGUAAUCACUUAACCAAAUGCACGGUGAAUUGUGAAUAGUAGCAGUAAUGGAGCUCCAUUGCAGAGCGCUCUGUGGAUCUGAAACAAAUAUAAUACAUGUAAUACCGCAUCCAGUCGCUAUGAUAUGAAUAUAAUAUAUACAUGUAUAAACCCACCUAAUUGCUUCUGGAGAGCAAAUCUUUAGAGUCAUGCCCGGAAGAUCCAUGGCCUUAAUGUAGCUUAAGUUAGGGAGGUUAUCUACCUUCUAUGAUUUGAACAAUAAGAACUGACAAUUAACCUGAAUAACACAAUUGAGUCCCCUACAAAGAGAAACAUGCGUAACAUCAGAAUAUACUGAUAAGGCGUGAUAAAAUAAUUAACAAGCAAGCACUUGCUUGACCUGAAUUAAUCACUUUAAAAUAUCAAACUUCAAAUAUAUCCCGUGCAAUAUCAAAAUUGACCACUAGAGGUCGUCAUUAAACAUGCAGUAACUACCCCCGAAUUCAAUUAAACUCUUGUGCAAUAUAAAAACUGACCACGAGAGGCCGACCUUUAAAAUAUACAGUAUUUAACUGAAACAGUGAAGUAAAACAAUAUGAGAUCGUGGAUAAAACCUACUGCUAAAAUAGGGCGUUCGGUUAUAAAUAUACAAACUGCCCUUGUGGUGGGCUAACUUUAGUAUAUAACCAAACAUUCCGAGAUUAACGAAAACUGCACGAAAUAAUAGUUUGAGAAAUACAAAAACUUGACACUGACCGCCUGUGACUGAGGCGCGACAGGCGACUCUGCUCACAUUUUUUACGAUUCAGUCGACAAAGUGACUGGAGCAGGUACGGGAGUCCUGUCAAGGCUCUAGAGAGUUGGAAGACAGCGAAACGGACGACCUAGGGCUGCAGGACCAGGUAAGAGUUCCCACGAGUUUGAAGGCAAGUAAAAUGGCGAUUUGCACAGACCGGCAGUCACUGUAUGUAAAUAGCCGGAUUAAACGAUAAUGGCGCUGAGGUACAGAUUUACCUGGUAUUUACGCAUCUUAUACACUUAUCAGUCCUUGGGAGUUGGUAUGGGGCUUGCCCCUUUUAGUUUGACACUUGUAUGGUCCACAAUACGCAUACGUUAAUCAGACUCUUAUGAGUUACUGUUUCUGUUGUAUAGGCGGCAAGGAUUGUGGUCGGGGGAACCAUGGGAAUCUAAGGUGCCCGUGGUGUCUGCUGUUGUAGGUGAGUUGCUAUCAGGAAUGAUGGCUUCAGCCGCACAAGCUCCUGAUGGAACGUCGGGGCCUCCAAGAUGGGGACCAAGAUCGCCUCCAAGAUGGGGACCAAGAUCACCCCCGCUGGUCCAGAGGGGGUGGGGGUUAGUGAUAAAUUUUUACAUGAGUCUGAGCCCUUUAUGCAUAGGGCUGGGAGAUCGGCUGACUCAGCUGCUGGGCCGCAUGCUGGUCAGCGCCUGGAUAAAAACAGGAGACCGUGGGAAGCUUUCCUAACGAAUUAAUAUUCUUUUCAAUUACCUAAACAACUGGAAGUUUCUCCCGAACUGAGCAAGGCUCAACCAUUCAGGAGGAACUUAACGAAUUAAAACACGAAAUAAAAAUACGAACAGUCUAAAGUUUCCCUUGACCAGAGCUCAAAAACUCGAACGUCAAGGGGAAACGAAAACAAAUAACCGAACAAGAAACAUAUUUAUUAAUGCGAAGGCUUAAGUAUACGAAUGCAAGAGGCAAAGUGACAAACAUUAGAACUCUUGGCAAAGUGAAAUGACUAGGCAAACGUUCGGUUAUACGAACGACUGGGAACCCAUGAAAUCAUACGAAGCCUGAGACCAGCGAAAUGUCAGUAAGGCACAAAAUCUUCAAAAGGAGCCAAACACUUUUCGUGAAUAUAGGAAAACUGGAGGAAGCCCAAGCAGCGGGCGCUCGAGAGAGAACCUCACGUUACCUUCCAAAAACCGCGAGACUGGAUCCAGGAAAUGACCGGCAGCGACGCUGUGAAGCAGAUUGAAGAAGCUGUCGGUAUGGAGAGCUUUUAGCAGCAAGGUACUAAGUAACUUAUAGUGGUACUCUCCACCUAUAAGGAAGGAAAAGAUUCGGAGCUAUGCAGUAGCUAUAGGCUCAUAUCAUUGUUGAAUUUGGAUAUUACAUUGUUUUCGAAGGUCCUAGAACAAGGACACAGACAGGUAUUUAGAAGCUAGUCCACCCAGUUCAAAGUGGCCUUAUACCUGGAAGGGAAGCUAGAGAUAAUAUUAUUAGAGUAUAUAAUAUUAUAAAACCAAUAGAGUGAACUAGGUGGAGAGUAUCACCAGAAGUUAUUUUGUGUAGUAUUUACACGCGUGUUUAGCUGCUGUACUUAUACAUUGGAUGUACUCUAUUACUAAACUCCUUAUAUUACACAGAGCACCUUUUGAUAUAAUAUUAUACACCUGGCCCCCUAUUGUUACUGUCCACAGAUGCGGAAAAGGCAUUUGACCGGGUGAACUGGACGUUUAUGCAAGCAACUUUAGAACAUAUGGGUUUUGGAGGGGGAAAUUAGGCAGUGGAUAAAGUCUCUUUUGUUACUAGCACAAAUACCUGGAUAAAUGUGAGCGGAUCAUUUUCAGAGUUAGUUCAGAUUUUAAAAGGUACAUUAGUCGCACCUACACUUUGCCCUCUGCUCCCGCUUGCAUAUAACCCAGAAUUAGCAGAAGGCAUUCAUAAAACGGAGUUGGCUUUUAUAGGGCCAGGUGAGGUAAUACCAAUCCAAAGGGUGAUGGAUAUUUCGGGAUUUCGGAAAUUGGAGGAUUUCGUAAUUAAAUACCUAAAUCUAUGGAGAGAUCUCGGUAUGCUCAGAUUAGGCAUUUUUAUAAAUCCAUAACAAAAAAAAUAUGUUGAGCAGAGGAACUACAAAAGUUUGAGGACAUAUGUAGCAAAGGAAAAUCAAUCAGGCAUGGGAUAUAAGCAAUGUAUCAAUUGUUUUUUACGAAAGAUAUUCGCCGUAAAGUAUUUAAGAGAAGGAGGCCUUGGAGAUAUUCUCAGAGGAACAGUGGUUAAAGAUUUGACACUGAAUCAUUAUAGUACAUUAUGCACCAAAUGUCAAGAAACAAACCUGAGAAUGUCCACUUACACCACACAAGUCUAUCAAUAACUAAAUAUAAAAAUCAAUUGUUAGAUUUUUAUUAAAUGCGGCAAAUGUCCGUAUUUCUAUGUUCUGGAAGACUAAGGUUUCUCCAACCGUACAGAAUUGGUUGGAUAAAGUGAGAGAGAUUGAAAAUGCUGAUUCAAGGUUUGCAAUAGCACAUAAUAAUGGCGAAAAACAUGCUCAAAAGUGGCACCUUUGGCAUACAUUUAUCCAACACAGGUAGAAUGCAGUUCUAUUGAUAAGUGGCUGGAGGGGUUUAAAAAUGGGAGUUCUAAAAAGGGAGUUAAAAGUAAGCAGGGGCGGCUUUUGUGUGUAUGUAUAUAUUGUAUGUAUACGGCUUUUGUAUAUAUGUGUGUGUGUGUGUAUGUAUGUAUAUAUAUAUAUAUAUAUAUAUAUAUAUAUAUAUAUAUAUAUAUAUAUAUAUAUAUAUAUAUAUAUAUGUAUGUAUAUAUAUAUAUGUUUAUAUGUAUGUAUAUAAAAUUAUGAAUUCUACCACUCUUUCUUGUAAGAGUCAGUUUAUCUAGUGCACAGUGUGUUUUAAGCUUUUAAAUAACUUUGGUCCCUGUAAUAAAUUUGUGUAAUUUUUUACCAGUUGAGCUUACUCACUCUGUCAGUGUAUUUCCUUAGCCCUCUAUUUGGGUUUACUUUGUGGGAAUACUAUUAAUAAUGUAAAUCUUGUACAAUCUACACCAUCAUGUGCUUUCUAUGUAUUUCUUUCUGUAUGUGCUGAGGAAUUACUACACGGAGGUCAUCUUUUGAAUACCAAGUAUUCUUAUUUGCCUCAAUUCCCUCACAUUCCAUAUAUAUAUUUAGGGUUUAUCACCUUAAUAGUCACCACUUUUUGAUACACUGCUCCACUCUCAAUUAGUCUUCUCAUUGACAUGCAAGUCCAUUCAUAACUUUUUUUGACAUGUUUUUAUGGAUUUUGUUUUUUGGGGUGGGGGGGGUGUUCUGUUUCUCGCUGUUAAAAUACACCUACCAUUAAAAUAUUAGACUGAUCAUUUCUUUGUCAGUGGGCAAACAUUCAAAAUCAUACUACCCAGAGCCUCUCCUCUACUGAGGAAGAAACAUCCCUGUUUCAGGCAGCGGGGCUACCAGUACCAGACAGGGUAUCAGGAAGCCAAACCGGCACUCACAUAUGGGACCCAACCAUCAUGGUCCUCCCCUUCGUCCCACGUUCUCAACAUUCGCGACUGGUGGACUUGACUAAGAAGUCAGCUGACCCUAUGAAUGUGUGUGUUACAUAUUAAGUAUUGUUUAAAUGUGUUUUCUACAAAAAAAAGGCUCCUAACUGUGCAUGACGUAAUACUGCAAAAGUAAUGUCUAUCUACUAUUGCACCCUCCCUUUCUUUUUUGUAUCCUACACUCUCUUGCCUCCAUAAAAGAGAGGGGGAAAUAUAAAUAUUAUAUAUAUUCUUUGCAAAGCAUUAGCCUAGCACCAAUAAAGGCAGGAGUUGCUUAAAUAAAAAUAAAAAAUAAAAAAAAAUAUAUAUAUAUAUAUGUGUGUAUAUAUAUCAAACCCCUGCACUCCAAUAAAAAAAAUAUAUUUUACCUGGUGCUCUGGUAGCUUAAUUGUAGAAAGUAGAAAGACCGGCACUCAAGGAGUUUUAACAGAUUUUACUGUGUAAAGAUAAAUUAACGUUUCAGCUCCACUAGGGAGCUUUCAUCAGGACAUCAUCGGUAUGUCCUGAUGAAAGCUCCCUAGUGGAGCUGAAAUGUUGAUUUAUCUUUACACAUUAAAAGCUGUUAAAACUCCUUGAGUGCCGGUCUAGGAAUAGCUCUUUGUGAAUUUUGAAGUGCAAAAAAAAAUCACAAUACAAUGAGCAUUGUGUUUGUGGCUUUUAUUUUUAUUCUGAUAAAAAUUGUUUUUGAUUUCAAAAUGUAUUAUGUAAAUUUAAGAGGAGUGGAGAGGGUAACUUUCUUUCUGUGAGGAAUUUGUGACACCUAUUUUAGAGAAGAGGGCUACACUUUUAUUUUAUUUUUUUAAUGGUUUCUAACCUCCUUUUACUGUGCAUUGUUUAACUCGCCCAUUAUUACAUCUAUUGUGAGUGCUAUAAAUUUAGUUUUUCUUUUUUUGAACAGCGUGAAAUUCGUCAGCAAUUAGCAGAAAAGGCAAAAUCUGGCGAUCUUAAAGUAGUCAAUGGAUCAAAUGCAUCAGCAGCCGUGCAGCCGCCAUCAAAACGCAAACGACGUUGGGAUCAAACUGCAGACCAGACUCCCGGGUCUACGCCAAAGAAAAUGUCAAGCUGGGAUCAAGCUGAGGUCGUUGUACUUAAUCUAGCUUUCUACAUAGAUUCAGUAUAAUUAUUUUCCUCUUUAAAAUAAUGUUAUUUCGAUCACUUUGGUACUUCUUCAUUGGAUGUUUCUUCUUAAAGGAAAGUUGGCACUGCCCAGGAUUUUUAUUAUUAUUGGUAUUUAAACUUAUUCUGCAGCGCUUUACAAUAUAUUUUAAAAUUUUACUUGUCUUUAUAUUAAACAAAUGUUUAACAUUUCAAAACGAAAAGCUGCACAUACAUAUUGCUAAUAGCAGAAGUGUUCAAGAAGGUUGAAGUAACCCUUUAAGAAUGAAAAAAGUAUAUCACUGCCUCUUUAAACUUUGGUAUAAAUUAGAUAUUCGAUAAAAAAAAAAGUGAGCAUUUGUGUAUCCUGACUCUUCGGUAUUAGGAAAUGUAAAAUGUUGCAGGAAUAUGUGAUACAUAAUAGAUGUAAAAUAUAUAUUGGCACAAUAUACUACUGCAACAUGGAUCACAAGAGGUUGUUAUGCAGAUUUAAUAAAUUAAUUUUAAGAAAUUUUCGAUCAAAAGCGAAUUAAUUUUUUUUUUUUUUUUUUUUUUCUCACGGAAGACUCCUGGGCACACUCCUUCUUCAUUAAGAUGGGAUGAAACUCCUGGUCGAUCAAAAGGAAAUGAAACUCCUGGAGCCACACCAGGCUCAAAGAUAUGGGAUCCUACUCCUAGUCAUACACCAGCAGGUGCAGCAACACCAGGACGUGGUGACACACCAGGCCAUGCAACUCCUGGACAUGGGGGUGCAACAUCUAGUGCACGGAAAAAUCGUUGGGAUGAGACACCUAAAACAGAACGUGGUGAGUCUUCUCUCUAAAUGGUCCUUUGUGUUUCUCUUGUUGUGUUUUAUAUAUAUAUAUAAUCUCUUUGCUUAACAAUCUGUGUAUUUGGUUACCUCAUUCAUGGUACUAUUCCCAAUUUAGACACUCCUGGACACGGAAGUGGCUGGGCUGAGACUCCUCGCACGGAUCGAGGGGGAGACUCUAUAGGUGAAACUCCAACACCUGGAGCAAGUAAAAGAAAAUCACGUUGGGAUGAGACUCCAGCAAGUCAAAUGGGUGGUAGCACUCCUGUUUUGACUCCUGGCAAAACACCAAUUGGUACACCUGCUAUGAACAUGGCAACACCUACUCCAGGUAAGGUUUUUUAUUUUAUUUUUUAUAUUGGUUUACGGUUUUAAACUCUGGUUUUGCGGAUUUAAUUUUUGCAAGACAAAUAUGCAGCAUUCUGUAUAGCGAUGGCUUCCAAUACUAAACCACAUAAGCGUUUAAAUCCAAUCUUUAUCUGUGAAACAUUGGAUUUGAAACAUACUAAUUAGUUAGAUAAACACACUUAUAUUAUAAUUAUAUAGUUUUACUGUUCUAGAGUGUUAUUUAGAUUUACAAAACAAAACUUCGAAACGUACUGGUAAUCCUGCUUUUCCCUUGUUGCUCAGUCUUCCUGCUGCUACCUUGAUGAGAUCAUCCGUAUUCUUAGGUCUAAUCCAACACUUCCCAUUGAAUCCAUUGUAAGGACUAACUUAAGACUUUUAAUUAUAGAAAUUAACAGGGGAAGGUCUGCACAUGAGCAAAAACACAGUCAGUUACAUGUGCAGUGUUUCCAUUAUGUUGGGUUUUAGGAGCUGAUCACACAUACUGAAGCGGCUCCUGCUGAAUGCUAAACCGCUAAAUGCAUUAACAAAGUGCUGAUUUGAAAAAAAAAAUCUUUUUUUUUUUUGGAGGGGGGUGUUUUUUUGUGUGUUUUUUUUUAAAUAUUUCAAGUAUUCGUGUUUGUAGUGAUAGCCUUUAUUAGAAAAUAUUUGAAGGUUUUAUACUUUCCUUUGGGUUCUUUUACUGACAUCGCCUAAAUAGGGAACAAGGUUAUAGACCCUCCUCUAAGCAGUGCAAACUAACUCCUUGUGUUAUUACUGAUUUGAAAUGUCAUCCAGUGCCUAUACAGUAAAUGGCCUGCAGGGAACCUAGACUGUAGGAAAGAUAACAAACCAGUAGCCAUUGCAGUUUUCCACAUUAUCAUAUUAAUGAUUGCUUGCUUCCUCUCGAAGUAUGAGGCAAAACGUAUACAUUUUAACCUUGGGUAUGGCGAAAUUUGUAGUGUGGAGUGUAGUUGAGGAUGAGACAGAGACUGCAAGUAGAAAUAGUAGGAAUAUAUUUAAAGAAUGUCAGUGUCUGCUACCCUUCCUCAUGUGGCAUUUUCAAUUUGUUCAACAAGCUAAGUAUGCCAAAGUAAAAAAAAAAAAAAAAAUUUCGACUUUCAUAAUGUAUGUAUAAAUUCAUGAUGCCUAAAAGUUUGUAUUUAUAUUCUUCUUCAGGACACAUUAUGAGUAUGACUCCUGAACAGCUUCAAGCAUGGAGAUGGGAGCGUGAAAUUGAUGAACGAAACCGCCCAUUAUCUGAUGAAGAAUUGGAUGCAAUGUUUCCAGAAGGGUACAAGGUAACAUCCAAUGUUUUGAUUUUAUUGAUUGCAUUUUAGGUUAGACUUUAUAAAAGAAAAUGUCACUGGUAUAAAAUGUCUUACAGUUGAGAAAUAACCAUGGAAACAAAUUCUGAUGCUAUUUUAUAAUGAUCAAGAGCAAGUUAAAAACAACAAAUCAUAUUUUUCUCCCAGGUUCUCCCCCCACCUGCUGGGUAUGUUCCUAUUCGUACGCCAGCUCGGAAGCUGACUGCAACUCCAACACCUUUAGGAGGUUUGACUGGAUUCCACAUGCCUCAAGAAGAUCGAACAAUGAAAAGUGUCAGUGAUCAACCAUCUGGAAAUCUACCAUUCCUUAAACCUGAUGAUAUCCAGUACUUUGACAAACUGCUGGUAAGUUCUGGUUGUUCAUUAAAUCCAAAAAUAAUUUCAAACAGUUUGAAUUUUAACUUUUUUUUUUUUUUUUUGUAUAUUACACUAUAGGAAUGCUGGACAUAUUCCACAUUUCACUUAUUGAAAGUAACUUUUAGACUAGGCUAUUGCUGGAUGGCUCACAAGUAAAACAGCCCAAUAUUAUUUGCCAUGGAGAACAUAAUUGAUUAUUUAUUUUGGGGUGGAGGGGGUUGCUGCGUAAAGAUCCCGGUAUAAUGUGGAGUUGUGCACUUGUUUUAUUAAGAAUUUGUCUUGAGGCAUCUUCUAAUGCACUUUUGUUCUUCAUAAAAGGUUGAUGUUGAUGAAUCUACACUCAGUCCAGAGGAGCAAAAGGAAAGAAAAAUAAUGAAAUUGCUGUUAAAAAUAAAGAAUGGCACACCUCCAAUGAGGAAGGUAUGUAUUUUUUACUUUAUAUUAUGGAAAUCUACUAAAACACAUUGUACUCUACAAAGUUGAACAUGUCAUAAAUGUCUUAUUCAUUUUAAUUUUUUUGUGUGUUCUAGGCAGCAUUGCGUCAGAUUACUGAUAAGGCUCGUGAGUUUGGAGCUGGUCCACUGUUCAAUCAGAUCUUGCCACUACUGAUGUCUCCCACUCUUGAAGAUCAGGAGCGUCACUUGCUUGUUAAAGUUAUUGACCGUAUCCUAUAUAAACUGGAUGACCUUGUACGACCAUAUGUACAUAAGGUAUUCCAAAAUAAAUACAUAUUCACAAUAGUAAAUUGAUUUUUAUACAGUUAAUGUGUUUAAAGCAUGUACAGAAUUAUUUAGCUGAACUGUGAAAGCAUGGCCGACUUAGAGUAGUUUUCCAAUUGUGCUAUAUCGACUUUAAAUUUGGAAUCCACUCUGAAUUCUCCCUUUCGUGAAGAACCUUCUAAGUCUAUUGCAGACAGUCAUAUUUGUCAUAUUUAAGUAAUAUCUGUCAGAUAUGUUGUAAAAUUGCACAAACAUAUUAAAAUUUGCUUUUCUUUAUUCUAGAUUCUUGUGGUUAUUGAACCUCUGCUGAUUGAUGAAGAUUACUAUGCCAGAGUUGAAGGCAGAGAAAUUAUAUCCAACUUGGCUAAGGUGAUUUCUCCCUUUAUAAUGGCAACACGUCUGUAUUUUGCCUUCUAUAACUCUAUUUAACCAUUUUUGUGGAAAAUUUUGAAAUGGUUUCUGAUACAUAUGUAGUUAAACACACAGCACUAGUAUUGUUUUGCAAUCUUCAGUUAGAUCACUUAUAAAUUAACACACAACUCCUAUUUACCAACCAUUUUUGAGUGCAUAUCUAAAUUAUGAUAACAAAAUAAAAUAAAAUAGACUACCCUCCUGUAACAUCCGUUCAUCAGAAAUCUAUUCUAUAUCUAACUUCCACUGAAACACAGUGUACACAGGUAACUGUACAUGCAUGAUAAUGCAUUAUUUCGUCCUUAAGCGUUAAUGGGAGGGACAUACAUAGCACAAACACAAUAAUUUCAAUUCAUUUGAAAGGACAUUAUAGCAGUUACUACUGGCUUCACUGUUCAUUCAUGUGCUGACUUAUAUCAUGUACAGUAGUAUGUUUUCUGCAAUAUAUGCUUUACAGUUUGUCAGAAUUAACAGACUAGGUUAUGGAGGCAUGGAUUUGAGUAUAUAUCUUCUUUUUCAGGCUGCUGGUUUGGCUACUAUGAUUUCAACUAUGAGACCUGAUAUUGACAACAUGGAUGAAUAUGUCCGUAAUACAACAGCCCGAGCCUUUGCUGUUGUCGCUUCAGCUCUGGGCAUUCCAUCCUUGCUGCCUUUCUUGAAGGCUGUUUGUAAGAGUAAAAAAUCCUGGCAGGCUCGUCACACUGGAAUAAAGAUUGUACAGCAAAUUGCUAUUCUUAUGGGAUGUGCAAUUUUACCUCAUCUGAGGAGUUUGGUGGAAAUCAUUGAACAUGGUAAGCUUUGUGUUUUUUUUUGUUGUUUUUUUAAUAAUUGCUAUUUUACAGUUUAAAGUUUUUCAUAAUGUUUUAGUGGGGAAUGAGGGACAGCACUAAAUCUGGACUAAGAAAAACCUUGAAGAGGCAUUCUCUCAAGAUUUAAAGUAGGCUUCAGCUUCUUUUUGUUAAACCACUCAAAUUGUUAACCCAGGUCCCCUGUAACCUGCGCAGAGUCCCUUGCUUACAAUAUUGCUAAUGUGAAUGUUAUAUUUAUUGAUUGAGGAGAGUGUAUAAUGAUCUUAUUAACCAUAAUUGUAUUUUUUGUGUGUCUUCUAGUGUGUGACAGACAUGAUGAUUGCGCGGAUUAAAUUACAUUAUGAUAGUGUGUGUGUGUGUGUAUGUAUAUGUAUAUGUGUGUGUGUGUAUAUAUAUAUAUAUAUAUAUGUGUGUGUGUGUGUGUGUGUAUAUGUAUGUGUGUGUAUGUAUAUAUAUAUAUAUAUAUAUAUAACCAAUUCCUGCACUCCAACCUAAAUCUAAUGGUACCUGGUGCCCUGGUUGCAAUACUAACAUAUCCAAAGAAAUACCGGCACUCAAGGCUUUUCAAUCCAGACAAAUUCUUUUUAAUCCAAAACCACUGUCAACGUUUCAUCUCCCCAUGGAGCUUUCAUCAGGACAUCAAUGUGUGUGUGUGUGUAUAUGUAUGUGUAUACUAGAGUAUAAGUCGAGUUUUUCGGCACAUUUUUUUUUGUGUUGAAAAACCCCCACUCGACUUAUAAUCGAGUCACUUACAUUGCCAUAAUACAGACCAGGACCGCCGGGCUCAUUACAAGCCCGGCGGUCCUGUUGGGGGCUGGCAGCGAGCUGUAACUUACCUUUCCUGCAGCUCCUGUCAGCUCCCUUCUCCUGCGUUCCGGUCAGCUCCACUGUAAAUCUCGCGAGAGCCGCGGGGUCAGAGCGUUGCUACGGGUUACCGCGGCAGUCACACACAUACUGCAUUCUAUAUAUAUAUAUAUAUAUAUAUAUAUAUAUAGACACACACACACACACACACUGCAUUCUAUACACACACUGUAAAUAAAUAUUCAAAUAUUUUUGGGGGAUCUAAUUUUAUUUAGAAAUUUUCCAGUAGCUGCUGCAUUUCCCACCCUAGUCUUAUACUCUAGUCGAUAAGUUUUCCCAGUUUUUUGGGGUAAAAUUAGGGGUCUCGACUUAUAUCCGGGUCGACUUAUACUCGAGUAUAUCAGUAUAAAAUCUCUCCUUACACCCACUUCACUCAUCCCCCCCCAUCCACAUUUACAUAUGCCCUUCUCUGCUACACUCCCCCCUUCUCUCAUCUCAUGCCUUACACUAAUUUUUCUACUCUCACUCCAACCCACAAUCGAUCUCAUCCUAGACCCCAUGCAUACAAAACCCAUUCACACCUCCUGUCACUUUCUCUCCUCCUACUUCUAGCAGCUGGUGAUGUCUCUCCCAAUCCAGGGCCCUUCACCUUCUCUACUCACACUAAGACAACCAGAAAUCCCACAAACCUCAUCACAAUACCCUGCCCUUUACUCUCACUUACCAAAAUUAAUUGUGCACACUGGAAUGCCCGCUACAUCUACAGUAAUUUAAAAUCAACAACCAUACCUGGCUGCCCCCCUCUGACUCCUGCCUCUUUAUGUUUUGGUGGGCUACAAUUCUCUCACACUCCCAGACUCAACUGUAAAGGAGGCGGCGUGGGCAUCCUUCUUUCCCCUCAAUGUAUCUUUCAACCAAUCAUAACUCCGCCUGCCCUAUCCUUUUUUUCUUUUGAAGUCCACACUGUCCGCCUAUUUAAACCCACUCCUUUAAGAAUUGCCGCCCCCCCCUCCCCCUUCCCGGUUAUCCUAGACUAUUCAUUGAGCACUUUUCUUCCUGGCUUCCCCACUUCCUCUCAUCUAGCACUCCUUCCCUUAUACUUGGGGAUUUCAAUAUCCCAUUCAAUAACCCCAAUUGCACUGAUGCCUCUCGUCUACUUUUGUAUCCAAGAUCGUUGAAAAAAUUGUGUAUUCGAGAUUGACAGACUUCCUCGAGUCCAACUCUCUGCUAGACCCGCUUCAUCUGGUUUCCGUGCUAAGCACUCUGUGGAAACGGCACUGACCAAAGUAUCCAAUGAUCUACUCGCUGCAAAAUCUCGUGGUCACUACUCUAUCCUAAUUCUCCUUGACCUGUCCUCGGCUUUUGACACUGUUGAUCAUCAACAGCUUCUUCUCAUCCUCUGCAAUAUCGGUCUACAAGAUACUGCUCUCUCCUGGUGUUCCUCCUACCUCUCCCAGCGCUCUUUCGGUGUUUCUUUCUCUGGCUCUGCUUCUUCUCCCCAACUCCUCUCUGUUGGUGUCCCCCAAGGUUCAGUCCUUGGUCCCCUACUGUUCUCCAUCUACAAUGCCUCACUUGGUACACUCGUUAGCUCCUUUGGCUUCCAAUAUCAUUUCUAUGUGGAUGACACGCAAAUCUACCUGUCCUCUCCUGAUCUCUCCCCGUCCCUCUUGACUAGUGUCUCUGACUGCCUCUCUGCUGUUUCUAACUGGAUGGCUACCCACUUCCUUAAACUAAAUUUGACAAAAACUGAAAUUCUGGUCUUUCCUCCCUCAAGUGUUGUUACUCCUGUGUCUGUCUCCCUCCAAGUCAACGGUGCUACCAUCAGCUCCACCACGCAGGCUCGCUGCCUAGGUGUUCUCUUUGACUCCGACUUCUCCUUCAAGCCUCAUGUUCAGUCUAUCGCCAAAUCCUGUCAUUUCCAUCUGAAAAACAUUGCGCGGAUCCGCCCCUACUUAACGCCAGAUGCCACUGAGGUGUUGGUCCAUUCCACUGUCCUUUCUCGCUUUGACUACUGUAAUCCGCUUCUCAGUGGUCUUACGUGCUCCCAACUAGCGCCGUUACAGUCCAUAAUGAAUGCGGCGGCGAGGCUCAUCUUCCUGUCCGCCCGCACCUCCCAUGCCUCACCCUUCUGUCAAUUCCUACAUUGGCUUCCUAUAAAAUAUAGAGCUCAAUUUAAAAUUCUGGUUCUUGCUUUCAAAGCUCUACAUAAUGCUGCUCCCACCUAUCUAUCCUCCCUUAUACACAAGUAUGUCCCGUCUAGGCCCUUACGAUCUGCUGAAGACUUACGUCUAUCUUCUGUCCGUACUCCCACCUCUGAUGCUCGCCUUCAAGAUUUCUCGAGGGCUGCACCGUUCCUGUGGAACUCGCUUCCCUCCUCUGUUAGAUGCUCACCCAGUCUCCACUCCUUCAAAAAAUCGUUAAAAACCCACUUCUUCAUAAAAGCGUAUCAAUUAAACUAAUAGCUCCAGACUGAUUCCUCUUCUGCAACUGUCAUUAGUCUAAUACUAUCCUUACCUUUUUGUGUCAUUUUACCCCACUCCCUCUAACAUGUAAGGUCAUUGAGCAGGACCCUCAACUCCUCUGUUCCUGUGUGUCCAACUUGUCUGGUUACAACUACAUGUCUGUUCGUCCACCCAUUGUAAAGCCCUGCGGAAUUUGACGGCGCUCUAUAAAUAUCAUAUUUAAUAUUAUUAAAAUAUUGUGAAAAAAUAACUUGGCUUUUAUUCAGCAACUGCCACAAAGAAUCAACUCAAGGAAAUCGGUCUAGAUAAAAAUGCUUGUUCUUGGGUAGAACAUUGGCUUACAAAUAGAGUACAAAGAGUUGUCAAUAAUGGUAAAUUAUUACAGAGGUGGCAAGUGGUGUCCCUCAGGGGUCUGUUCUGGGACCCCUUCUAUUUAACAUGUUUAUAAAUGAUCUUGAAGACAGCAUUGAAAGUCAUGUUUCAGUGUUUGCAGGUUACACAAAACUCUGUAAAAUAAUACAAUGUGUGCAAGAUAUUACUUUGCUGCGGAGGAAUUUAGAUAGACUGGGCACUCAAAUGGCAGAUUAAAUUUAAUGUUGAAAAAUGCAAAGUUAUGCACUUCGGCGUAAAGAAUACACAAGCAACGUAUACCCUUAAUGGAAGCGAAUUAGGGAUUGCAACACACGAAAAGGACUUGGGAAUUAUUAUAGACAACAAACUAUGCAACAAUGUGCAAUGUCAAUCCGCAGUGGCUAAGGCCAGAAAGGUAUUGUCAUGCAUGAAAAAGGGCAUUCAUUCUCGGAAUGAGAAUAUAAUUUUGCCUCUUUAUAAAUCACUGGUAAGACCAUAUAUUGAAUGUGCUGUGCAAUUUUGGGCACCUGUUCUAAAGAAGGAUAUUAUGGCGCUAGAAAAAGUGCAGAGGCAGGCUACAAAAUUAAUAAAAGGAAUGGAACAUAGCUAUGAAGAAAGGUUAACAAAUUUAAACCUAUUUAGUUUAGAAAAACGUCGCCUGAGAGGGGAUAUGAUAAAAUUAUACAUAUAUAUUCGGGGCCAAUACAAACCAUUGUGUGGAAUUCUUUUCACAAACCGGACUUUACAUAGGACACGAGGCCAUGCGUUUAGACUGGAAGAAAGAAGAUUUCGUCUAAGGCAAAGGAAAGGUUUUUUUACUGUAAGAACAAUCAGGAUGUGGAAUUCUCUGCCUGAAGAAGUGGUUUUAUCAGAGUCCAUACAGAUGUUCAAACCGCUACUAGAUGCAUACUUGCAAAAACAGAAUAUUCAAGGAUAUAAUCUUUCAAUGUAGGGUAAUAACUUCUUGAUCCAAGGAUAAAUCUGACUGCCAUUCUGGGGUCAAGAAGAAUUGACUUUUUUUUUUUUCUAGCUUGUUGCAAAAUUGGAAGUGCUUCAAACUGUUUUUUUUUUUGCCGCCUUUUGGAUCAACCGCAAAAAACAAAUGUAAGGAAGGUUGAACUUUCUGGACGCAAGUCUCUCUUUUCAGCUAUGUAACUAUGUAAUAAUAUGUAACGUUUCAGUUCCAAUUCAGAACUUUCGUCAGCAUCCUGACGAAAGUUCAGAUUUGGAACUGUAACGUUGAUCUUUUGUGGCAGUUGCUGAAUAAAAGCGAAGUUAUUUUUUCACAAUACUUAUGAAGUCCUUGGAGUGCUAUAUUAAAACAUUUCUAUUUUAUAUUGCCAACAAGCACCGGGCUUAAACUUAUUCAUUACUGGAGUGCAAGCAUUGGAAUAUAUAUAAUAUAAUAUUAUAUAUAUAUGUGUGUGUGUGUGUGUGUGUGUGUGUAUAUGUGUGUGUGUGUGUGUGUGUGUAUAUAUAUAUUUAUAUGUAUGUGUAUAUAUAUGUGUGUGUGUGUGUGUGUAUAUAUAUAUAUAUAUAUAUAUAUAUAUAUAUAUAUGUAUGUAUGUGUGUGUGUGUGUGUGUAAUAUAUAUAUAUAUAUAUAUAUAAUAUAAUUUUUAAUUUUUUUUUAGGUCUGGUUGAUGAACAGCAGAAAGUGCGAACCAUCAGUGCUUUGGCUAUUGCUGCCUUGGCUGAGGCAGCUACUCCUUAUGGUAUUGAGUCAUUUGAUUCUGUGCUGAAGCCAUUGUGGAAAGGUAUUCGGCAACACAGAGGAAAGGUAAUAAUAAAAUGUUUUGAUGAAGAAAAUAUUGUGUGCUGUCCAGUCUUCACUCCUCAUAUGUGUGCCUCAUAUGCAAUUAAUCUCUUGUUUGUUUGUUUUCUGAAUAGGGUUUGGCUGCCUUCUUAAAGGCUAUUGGUUACCUCAUUCCUCUUAUGGAUGCAGAGUACGCAAACUACUAUACCAGGGAAGUGAUGUUGAUUUUAAUCCGAGAAUUUCAGUCUCCUGAUGAAGAAAUGAAAAAAAUUGUCCUAAAGGUAAAUAGUCCUGCUACGUAUGUUCAAACUUUGAUACAUGAUCUCUUUGCUGAAAAUAUUUUCACUGAAGUCAUGUUGGCAAGCAGGUACAAAUUUUAAAGAAUUAACCUGUUAUUUUAUGUAAAGCUAUACUAAAUUGUUUGGUCUAUUCUUACAGGUGGUCAAGCAGUGUUGUGGCACAGAUGGUGUGGAAUCAAAUUACAUUAAGACCGAAAUUCUUCCUCCGUUCUUCAAGCAUUUUUGGCAACACAGAAUGGCAUUAGACAGGCGGAACUACAGACAGGUAAAAUCAUGCACAGAAAUUUUGCAAUCUUUUUUUCGUAUGAAAUAUGCAACUACCUUCUUGUAACUUUUUUUGCAAAUAUUUUACAGCUGGUUGAUACAACAGUUGAGCUUGCGAAUAAAGUGGGAGCAGCUGAAAUAAUAUCUAGAAUUGUUGACGAUUUAAAAGAUGAAGCUGAGCAGUAUCGUAAAAUGGUGAUGGAAACAAUAGAGAAAAUAAUGGGCAAUCUUGGAGCCGCAGAUAUUGACCAUAAACUAGAGGAACAGUUGAUUGAUGGAAUACUGUAUGCUUUCCAGGAACAAACUACUGAGGUAACUGUAUUUUAAUCAUAGCCUACAUUUUCCACAAUGGCAUAAAAGAUUAACAUGAGAAGAAACAGUUAGUGUUUCGAAGCAUGGUCUUGUUACCAGUGGGGUACCUCAGGGAUCUGUACUUCGACCCAUUCUCUUUAAUAUUUUUAUUAGUGAUAUUGCAGGUCUUGAUGGUGAGGAAUGUCUUUUUUGCUGAUACUAGGAUAUGUAACAGGUUUGAAGUUUCAGGAGGGAUAAGCCACAUGGCAAAUGAUUUAUGUAAACUAGAAAAAUGGUCGGAGUUGUGGCACCUGACAUUUAAUGUGGAUAAGUGCAAGAUAAUACAUCUUGAGAGUAAAAACCCAGGGGCAGAGUACAUAAUAUUUGAUAGAGUCCUAACCUCAACAUCGGAGUAAAGGGAUUUAGGAGUAAUAAUUUCAGAUGACUCAAAGGUAGGCAGACAGUGUAAUAGAGCAGCAGGAAAUGCUAGCAGAAUGCUUUGUUGUAUAGGGAGAGGUAUUCGUAGUAGAAAGAGGGAAGUGCUUAUGCCAUUAUACAGAACACUGGUGAGACCUCACUUGGAGCAUUGUACGCAAUACUGGAGACUGUAUCUCCAGUAGGAUAUUGAUACUUUAGAGAGUUCGGAGAAGGGCUACUAAACUGGUUCAUGGAUUGCAGGAUAAAACUUACAAGGAAAGGUUAAAGGAACUUAACAUGUAUAGCUCGGAGGAAAGGCGAGACAGGGGGAUAUGAUCGUAACAUUUAAAUACAUAAAGUGAAUCAACACAGUAAAAGAGGAAACUAAAUUUAAAAGAGGAAAAACUACCACAACAAGAGAACAUUAGCUUAAAUUAGAGGGGCAAAGGUUUAAAAGUAUCAGGAAGUAGUGGAUGCAUGGAAUAGCCUUCCAGCUGAAGUGGUAGAGGUUAACACGGUGAAAGAGUUAAAGCAUGCGUGGGAUAGGCAUAAGGCUAUCCUAGCUAUAAGAUAAAGGACUUAUGAAAGUAUCUCGAAAAUCGGGCAUACUAGAUGGGCCAAAUGGUUCUUAUCUGCCGUCACAUGCUAUGUUUCUAUGUAAUUUAAAAAUAAUUUUAUAUAUACUCUCUCUGUUUCCCCCACCCCGUAGUGUUGCUGUUGUACAUGGAGAGCAGCUGAGCUAAAUCUAUGACUGGUGUACCGUAUAGCUUAACUGGGCUUGUCUUUGAAGUACCAUAUCAAAUGUACACCUGAGUUUUAUGUGUUCGUUUUUCUUAUUAAUUUCAAGUCAUACUAACUACUAUACUGACAUAGUACAGCUGAUUAAAUUUUGUUUAGAAAAUGACUUAAAAGGACAUUCCACUGUCCCAAACGAAUAUACUAUUUAGCAGAUAUACCCAAAAUGAAAAAAAUGAUGCAUUUCAUUUUGCAUUUUUUUUCUUUUGUGGUUAUAUCUAAAAACAUCUAGCAAAAGCUGCAGAUCUCGUCAGGCUUCCCAAUGUAGUUCAAUGAUAAGUAUUUCAAUGAUAUGUGUUUGAGGGGGUUUGGGGGUUAACAAUGUUAAUUUAUAAAAAUCCUUUUUAUUUAUAUUUUUUUAAAAUUUUAUUAUUGGAACACAUUUCAUGCAUAAAGCCCUUCAAAGUACUCUAGUACUCUAAUGUUUUAGACUACCUGACAGGCAAACUUCAUUAUUACAUAUUUUACAUUUCAGUGAUAUUUUCCUUUUCGUUUUAUCACUGCUAGAGUGGCCUCUCAAAAACCCAGACUUUAUUUUUAUUUUAGGAUUCUGUGAUGUUAAAUGGUUUUGGCACGGUUGUAAAUGCUCUUGGAAAGAGAGUGAAACCUUACCUACCCCAGAUCUGUGGUACAGUCCUGUGGCGUUUGAAUAACAAAUCUGCGAAAGUGAGGCAACAGGCGGCUGAUUUGAUAUCUCGUACUGCAGUUGUGAUGAAGACAUGUCAAGAGGUAAGUUAUGUUAAGCUUAUACAUGGUUUUGUGCUCUUCUGGAGUUUUUAUAUUUUCUGCAGCACAUUUAUAUUUGCUUUUUAUUUUAGGAAAAAUUAAUGGGUCAUUUGGGUGUUGUCUUGUAUGAAUAUCUUGGGGAAGAAUACCCUGAAGUUCUUGGAAGCAUUUUAGGAGCACUGAAAGCAAUUGUCAAUGUCAUAGGUAAUUAUGUAAACAGUAUACCAUAAUUUUUGGGCUGUAUGUACAUAUGUAGAUACUCAAUAUUAAAUUCUUGUUUAUUAGGAAUGCAUAAAAUGACUCCACCUAUAAAGGAUCUGUUGCCAAGGCUUACACCAAUUCUGAAGAACAGGCAUGAAAAAGUGCAAGAAAACUGCAUUGAUCUUGUUGGGCGCAUCGCUGACAGGUUGGUUAACCUAUGUAUGCAACUUUGUACACAAACAAUAGCUUUGUAAUGACACACAACCUGCUGUUAUAGCAAACUGUAAAUAUCUUCUUGUAAAUUUAAAUUUAUAUUAAAGGGAUUAAACCGACAUUAGAUGAGUCUUUCAGUAAAUCUUCCAAUGUAAAAAGUGUUUUUGACAAUAACUGUACAUUAUUCUAAGAACUCUAAAGAAUGUGAAGUGUAAUUACAAGAAGGAGGCAUAAAUGUGGUUGGAUGACACAAUGGCUUUUAAAAACCACUUCUUACGAAGCCUGUCUAGAAAUUCCAUACCAUUUAGUUACUUUCCCACCUGUGUCCACCGAACUGCUGCAUCUACUGAACAAACCGCUUCCUUGCUUGUUUAGGUUUUAUAUUCUGUUUCAAUGUAACUUCUAGCCACUGUAAUCAAACAUUUUUGUCAACAGGGGAGCAGAAUAUGUGUCUGCAAGAGAGUGGAUGAGGAUUUGUUUUGAACUGCUCGAGCUGCUAAAGGCUCACAAAAAAGCUAUUCGAAGAGCAACUGUGAAUACUUUUGGUUAUAUUGCAAAAGCAAUUGGGUGAGUAAUUUCUAUAUUCCUUGGUUACGAAGAAAAUUUAUAUAUUUUUUUGGUUUGGGUAGAGUUUUUGUAAAGUGAUAUCCUCGAUUGAUAUGCAGUGUACAUGCACACAUCUCGUUGAUAUUUAUAACUAACAAAGAAAAUAAAUGUUUGCGUUCCAAAUAUUGUAUUAACCCCUUAAGGACCGAGGACGGUUCAGGACCGUCAUCGGCAUUUUUGCCUUGCCGACCGAUGACGGUCCUGAACCGUCCAAACGGUCUGGGGGUACUUACCUGAUCGCCGUCGUUCCCCCGGCGGCGAUCAGUGUUCCUCCGGUUGUGGGGAGACUGCCUGCAGCCCAGACAGUCUCCCCACGACAGAUUAGGACCCCUGUGGCCAUGUGAUCGCUUAACACAGCGAUCACAUGGUCACAAUAGGUGUCCAUAGUGCUGCCUGCAGGGGGACUGCCUGUGCUGACAGGCAGUCUCCCUGCAACUGUAAAAUCAAAAAAAAAUAAAGUUAAUGGUAAUAAAAAAAAUAAUAAUAAUUAUAUAUGUAUAAAUAUGAUAUAUAGACAUAUAUUAUAUCUAUAUAAUAUAUGUCUAUAUAUCAUAUAUAUAUAUGUCAUACUAAGUGUAUUUUUAUAUUAAUAUGUACUUAUAUUAAUAUAAAAAUACACUUAUAAUUAAAUUACACACGUAUAUAUAUAAUAUAUAUAAUAACUAUAUAUAUUGUAUAUAUAUAUUAUUAUAAAAUAUAAAUAAUAAGUAAUUUAAAUUAAAUAAAUUUUUUUAAAUAAUAAUAAAAAAUUAAAAAAAAAUUAUAUAGCUAUAUGAAAUUUUAUUCUAACUGUAUUUUAAAAUUAAUAUAUAUAUAUUUAUAUCAAAAUACACUUAGAAUGAAUUUGUAUAUAUAUCUAUGUAUAUAAAAAUAAAUAAAAAUAAUAAGAAAUAUACAUAUGUCCAUAUACAAAAUUACAUAAAUAAUUAUAUAAAUAUACACGUAGACUUCAAAUAUAUAAAUAUGCAUAUAUAUUUAAAUUCUACGUGCGUAUUUAUGUAAUAUUUUUACAUAAUUCAGUAAUUUUAUUGAUUGCAAUUUGAGGGACCUGCCUGCCAACCCAGGCCGAAAUUCCAGAGAAUUUAAUUUGCUAGCACUGUAUUUUACCCUGUAACGUUCUACGACACCCUAAAACCUGUACAUGGGGGGUACUGUUUUACUCGGGAGACUGCGCUGAACACAAAUAUUAGUGAUUCACAACAUAAAACAUAUCACAGCGAUGAUAUUGUCAGUGAAAGUUACUUUUUUUGCAUUUUUCACACACAAACAGCACUUUUACUGAUGAUAUAAUUGUUGUGAUACGUUUUCCAGUUUUUAAACACUAAUAUUUGUGUUCAGCGAUGUCUCCCGAGUAAAACAGUACCCCCCAUGUACAGGUUUUAUAGCAUUUUUGAAAGUUACAAGGUCAAAUAUAUGGGUCAAAUAUUUUACAUUGAAAAUGGCCAGGUUGGUUACGUUGCCUUUGAGAGCGUAUGGUAGCCCAGGAAUGAGAAUUACCCCCAUGAUGGCAUACCAUUUGCAAAAGAAGACAACCCAAGGUAUUGCAAAUGGGGUAUGUCCAGUCUUUUUUAGUAACCACUUGGUCACAAACACUGGCCAAAAUUAGCGCUCAAUUUAGUUUUUUUACUUUUUUCACACACAAACAAAUAUGAAUGCUUACUUUGGCCAGUGUUUUCGACUAAGUGGCUACUAAAAAAGACUGGACAUACCCCAUAUUGAAUACCCUGGGUUGUCUACUUUAAAAAAAAUAUGUACAUGUGGGGUGUUAUUCAGAGAUUUAUGACAGAUAAUAGUGUUACAAUGUCACUAUUGAUAAAUUUUAAAAAUGUAUGUUUUGAAACCGCAAUAUCCUACUUGUACCUAUAGCCCUAUAACAUGCAAAAAAAAGCAAAAAAGCACGUAAACACUGGUAUUUUUAAACUCAGGACAAAAUUUUGAAUCUAUUUAGCAGUUUUUUUCAUUCGCUUUUGUAGAUGAGUAAAAGAUUUUUCAAGUAAAAGUCAAAAAACAUGUAUUUUUUUCAAUUUUUCAUCAGAUUUUUGUAUUUUUUUUAAAUUAAAAUACAUGAGAUUAUAUAAAUAAUGGUAUGUAAAGAAAGCCCAUUUUGUCCUGAAAAAAACAAUAUAUAAUUUGUAUGGGAACAGUAAAUGAGAAAGCGGAAAAUUACAGCCAAACACAAACACCACAAAAGUGUAAAAAUAUUCCUGGUCGCAAAUGUACAACAUCGCAAAAACAGUCCAGUCCUUAAGGGGUUAAAAGUUAGAUCAUUUGAAAAAAAUAUGGAUGAAAUUGCUAAGACAAAGGAUGCCUUUAGAUAUAUUAUAUGUUUCAUAAAGCUGUUUAUAAAGAUCAAAAUAGUGUAUGAUCAGGCUUAAAAUUUCCAAUAGCCAUUUUCAAGGCAAGUAGAACAUUAGCCCUGGUGAAUAAAUUAAGGCUUGCAGUGACAAAUGCUCUUGAAGCCUGGGUAAGUAGGACAUUACCUCAAAUUGAUUGUACUGGAUGACCUUGCUUUAAGUUACAAUUCUAUGGCCCGUGACUUUAUUUUUUUAAUUUUUUAGGCCUCAUGAUGUGCUUGCUACUCUACUCAAUAACCUGAAAGUCCAAGAAAGACAAAACAGAGUGUGUACUACAGUAGCCAUUGCUAUUGUAGCCGAGACCUGUUCACCAUUCACAGUUCUACCUGCUCUUAUGAAUGAAUAUCGAGUGCCAGAACUUAAUGUACAGAAUGGUGUAUUAAAAUCUCUCUCCUUCCUGUUUGAGUACAUUGGAGAAAUGGGAAAAGAUUACAUUUAUGCCGUAACACCACUGCUGGAAGACGCUUUAAUGGACAGGUACAGAGAGCUAUUGUUCGAUAACGUAAAAACGAAACUAUAAAACGCACCUUGUCUUUCAUAUAACAUGCAAAUUGCAAAAGUUAUGCUAUACGGGAGUUUUAAUUAUAAGGGGUACAGUUUGCAGAGAGGUGCAUGAAAGGAACAAAAUCCUUGUUUGUGUGUAAUUAGAUAAGUGCUUUUUGUUUUUAAGUAAAGUGAUACUUGUUCUAAUACCAUAGAUUCUGCUGCUUCAGUAAAACUCUGCAAGAAGAAUAUUCUGUCUGGUGAAUCACUUCAUGAUUAACACUAUUCAUCAGAUACUAGUAAUCUGUGUUCUAACCAUUACUACUACUUUUCUUUAUACAGGGAUCUUGUACAUAGACAGACUGCCAGUGCAGUAGUUCAGCAUAUGUCUCUUGGUGUGUACGGAUUUGGAUGUGAAGACUCGUUGAACCACUUACUAAAUUAUGUGUGGCCCAAUGUGUUUGAGACUUCUCCACAUGUAAUCCAAGCAGUUAUGGGGGCUCUUGAGGGUCUCCGGGUUGCUAUUGGGCCUUGCCGAAUGCUACAGUAUUGUUUACAGGUAAUUCAUAUAUCUUAAACGCCCUUUUGUUCCAAAAAAAACCAACUUUUUAUAUGCAUGUGUGGACUUGUAGUGUGUUUUUUGUUUUUUUCCCAUUUAGGUUUGAUACUAAGGUUGUUUUUAAAUGCAUGUGAUAUUAAUUCUACUUCUCCAUUCUUGUGAGACAGAAUGGCUGGUUUGGACAAGUGAGAUGUAUGUUGUAUUUUUUUAUAAACAAAAUGCAUAUUGAAGAUAAGCCAAUACAAUUUUUAAAUUCAUGAAAAAUGUUGCCUGAGAACUUAAAUGGCUUGAGUAGAGCAACAUUUCAAAAAGCCCUUUAGUACAUCUACAAAUAUGGCAAAUUUGAAGAAGAAAUAAUUUCUGUUGAACAAGAAUAUAGUGUUGAAUAUAAAAAAAAUAAGCAGAGUUUUAUUCUUUAAAAAAAAAUCCACAAUUCAAUACCGCACUCAAAUAUAUGAAUUUAUGAAGUUGAAAGUCAUUUGAUGUAUAUGCAAAAAAAAUAAAAAAAAUUUAUUAUACAAAUUAUGUACACCAAUUCACAGGUAAUGUGCGAAUCACCGUAGUAAUUUGAUAUCCUUAUGAAUUCAUUGAUUUUACAGACUUUAUAGUACAUACAUCCCAGAAUACGUACAGUUAUCUACAGUCUAUAUACACAAUCUAAAUAGAGUUCAAUAGUUCCUUGUUGUUCAAAUGGAUCCACCGCUAAAUAGUUCUCUGUUUAGAAAAAUGUAUAUUCAACACAGAAAAAAUUGAAAAAAUAAGUUUAAAAAAAGAAAUAUGUGAACAAGAGAAAAAUAUGGAAAAAAGGAAAAAUUGAGAGAAAAAUUAAUAAUUGUUUUAAAAUGUUUAUUGGUUUUACAAUAUAAAUUCCAAAGCAAACGUAUUUGUGUUUAAGCAGAUAGGUGCCUGCGCAGAGGUGUAGUCAGCAAUACAUGUGUAAAAAAGAGUUGUUGCCUUCGCAGAGGCAUUAGAAUUUAUUUACUUGUUUUGCAGCAUUUAAUUGUGUAUGUUGUUGUGUACCUAUUGUAACCCUUACUAUGAUAGUUUUCGAUUUUAUUGUUCACGUUAUCGGGUAUGUUGUUGGUCGCCUGUACCUGUGUUUGUGUCGGGCAAAGCCGCUUGCUAUGUUGCGUGGAGAAAUUUUUUUGGGGGGGUGGGUUGGCUACUGUGGCAGCUAUGCGUUGUGGUGGCUCUGUGGAGUUUUCACGUGAGCUGAGUCAUUUGUGGUGUACACUUCGUUGUGUGCGUGCUGUGUGUGUUGUGUGAUUUUGUCAGUUCUCUGCUGGCUGUGUCUUCCCGCCCUCCCCAACGUCAGUGCCUUUUGCCGUGGCUUUGUGCCACGUUUUGCGCCUGCUGGUUGUCGAGGUUGUUGUGCUCUGGCUUAUAAUGUAGUGUCUCCGUUGUCAUAUGUUAUGUCGUAUGUAUGUCCCUUCUUGGUGCCCAGUGUUGUUGAGCGGUCCGUUGGUGUGGUCUGCGUGUGUGUGGUUCAUGGCCCCUCGUGUCUGUGUGGAGGUGUCGUGCUUGUGUGUUCCUCUAAUUGGCUUGUCUGAUAUCUAUGGUACCAUUUUCAUUGUCCGCCUUUUCCUGGUCGAUCUCGUUUUUGUUCGGUUAUAUAGUGUCUUGUGUGUCUAGGGGUUGGGUAUGGUGUGGUGUUAGGCCUGGAAUGUGGUCCUGCGUGGUAGCUAUAUGGUCCCUGUUCGCGAUUGUGGCCCAAUAGGUGUUUAUGUGUGUGACAUGUCUGUCUCAGGUGUCUGCGGUUGGCGUUGUGGCGUGGUGGUGUCUGGGUGUGGGUUAGCAUGGUGUGGGUCGGGUGGUCUGUGGCUCGUCGUGCCUCGCUGUCUUCUGUUCGCUUUUUUUGUUUCGCUUUCCCCCUUCUUUCCACCUCCGGUUACGGCGCAGUUAGGUGGUGCCUGAAGAAGUCUGACGUGGUUAGUCUCGUCCAGUGGAACCAGCGUUUGUUAUAGCGGUAUCUGAUUUGGGGUAUCUGCUUUCAUGUCCUUGUGGCUUCCACCUCCUCUAUCCACCUUGUUAUGGUGUCGCCAUGGUGGUAUGGUGUAGGAGGAAGGUGGCUGGGGACUGUGGCAGGAGCUCAUCCGUGACCUCAUGUAUUAUUGUCCGUAUUCUUUCCCAGAACGGUCUUAUAUGGGUGCAUGUCCACCAAAUGUGUAUGAACGUACCGGCCUCCUCCUCGCAUCUCCAGCAUGUGUCUUGGAUUUCUGGGUUCCUGGCGUGAAGUGUCGUCGUUGUCAGGUACCAUCUGGUAAGUAUCUUGUACGAGUUUUCUUGUGAGCGCGCCGAGCUCGGUGUUUUUUGUAUCAGGGAAAGGCUUUUGUCCCUGUCCGCUUCCGUCAUGGUUUCCUCAAGGUCUUUCUCCCAUUUUUCUGAUGAACGGUGGCGCUAGCAAGUAUCUGCUUGUGAUUAAGAUAGUAUAGCUUUGUGAGAUGGCUCGCAGUGGUUCCUUGUCUUGCGUGCAGAGAAGUUCAAAUUGUGUUGGUUCUCUCAGUAUGGAUGGUUGUUGCAGGAUGGAUCUAGUGCAUUGAGUAAUUUGCGCUCUUGCUAGAGCGUGUGCGAAUGUGUGUGGUCUGCUUGGGUAAAGGUCAUCCAGUGGUCGGAUGUCGAAUGGUCGGAGGAGGACGUCUUUUAUGCAGGGUAUUGUUUUGUGUCCCGCUGGGCCUGGUGUGGGGCCAUAGUCCCCGGCCGGGAAAGUCUGGGUUUCCCUUUAGGGGCAGGAGCGGGCCUGGGUCCGUUGUCAGGUAUUGUUUCGUGCCUUGCCUGUGCCAUACCUACAUGGUCGCCGCCACGAAUGGGUUGGUAAUAUGUUUGCUCCUGUACGCUGCCCUGGAGAUCCAUGGUAGGGUUCUGAGGUCACAGCUGGUUAUCUCUGCUUCUAGUUGUGUUUGGUGCCGCUGGCUAUCGACCAGCUGAUGACUCUUCUGUGUGCCGCGUGGUAGUAUUUUUCAAAGUCGGGGAGCGCUAGGCACCCUCUGAGCUUGGGCAGAAUCAGUUCGGUGUGCGCUAUGCGUGGAGAUUUGCCCUUCCAGAUAAAAGUGCGAACCUCCGUCUUGAGUGUCGAGAAGAACGUUUGUGGGGCUCUUAUCGGCACUGUUUGAAAUAUGAAGAGUAGCUUCGGCAGCAGAGUCAUUUUUACCGCGUUCACUCUGCUCAGCCAGGAUAUGUAAUACGAUCCCCAUCUAUGCAAUUUCUCCGUUGCUUUUUUUAGUAUUGGGAGGUAGUUGUGGGUGUAUGUGAGCCAUAUCCCCAGAAAUUUCAUGCGGUGAUCACACCAGCGAUAUGGGUGUUGUCUCUGGGUCAUUUGUUUGUGUGUGGCUGAUAGGUUCAGUAUCUCCAAUUUUGUGAAGUUGAUUCGGAGGUUCGAGAUGUGACCAUAUAUGUCGAAUUCUGUCUAUCGCUCGUAGCGAUAUCUCUGGGUCUGUAACUACGAACAGCAUGUUGUCCUCAUAUGCCAGUUUUGUGGUGUGUGUUUCCGACUGUCAGUCCCCGGAUGUCUGCGUUGUCGGAUCCUGUUUAGGAAGGGCUCCAGCGUCAGCGCAAAGAGUAUGGGCGAAAGCGGGCAACCCUGUCUAGUUCCGUUGUGGAUCUUAAACGGGUCUGUCAGCGCGCCAUUGAUCUGGAUUCGCGCUGUUGGGUUGGUGUACAGCGUCUGCACCCAGGCCAUGUAGUUUGGACCGAUGCAGAGGGAGCGGAGUGCUUCAAACAUCAGGUCCCAGUCCACCCUGUUGAACGCUUUCUCUGCGUCCGUGGAGUAGGGCUGGGACUUUCUCCUCUCACGUGCGCUAUGAGGUUCAGGGCUCUGAUGGUGGUGUCACUCACCUCCCUGCCCGGGAUGAAACCCGUUUGAUCUGGGUGAAUUGUGGCUAGUAGUAAUGGUGCCAAGCGUGCCGCCAGUACGCUCGCCAGAAGUUUGAGGUCUGUGUUCAGUACAGAAAUCGGUCGAUAGCUUGGACAUAGUGUGUGGAGGUGUCGUGCUUGUGUGUUGUGCUCCUUAUCCUCCUUUGGGAGAAGGGUGAUGUUCGCCGAGGUGAAUUGGGCUGUUGGUGUGUCCUGGAUAGAGUUCAGAGCUUUCAAAAGUUUCGGUAAUAGGUCAUUCGCGAAGGUUUUGUAAUAUUGGAGGGGUAGGCCAUCCAGUCCUGGUGCUUUGCCCGUUUUUGCUUUUGUGAUGGCGUGCGCCAAUUCCUCGGGAGUUAUGAGGGUCUCUAGUGCUUCUUGGUCUACCUCCUCUAUUCCUGGUAUAUUCGCUGUGUCUAUGUAUCUGCGGAUGUCCUCGACUUUUUGGGGUCUCGGUAUUUCUGGAGUGGCUUGGCGGAGGCAAUAUAGGUCCUGGUAGUAGUCGUGGAACGCUGUCAAGAUCUAAUCCGGUAGGUGCCUGAGUUGUUGUGCGUCUUUGAUUUUAUGGAUAUAUAGUUGGUUUCUGCGUUGCUUUAGGAGAUUCGCUAACAGUCUCCUGCAUUUGUCCCCGUGUUCAUGGAUCAUAUAUUUGUAGUGUUGGAUUGCGCGGUUCAGGUGUGUGGUGAGUUGGUUCCAUUUGGCCAUUAGUUCCUUGUAUACCGUGUCCAUGGUGCGUUUGUGUCUAGCCUCUAAUGUCUCGAUUUCUUUACUGAGUUCUAGUAUCGUCUGUACCGCCCUCUUUUUGCGGGUCGCACAUAUCGUGAUGAGUCUGCCUCGAAUAACAGUUUUGUGCGCUUCCCAGCAUGUCAGUGGGGUGACAUCGUCUGUCUCGUUGUCUUUGAAGUAAUCCUGUAUGUGGUGACUGACCUGGUCUUCGACCGUGAUGUCUGAUCGAUUCGUUCAGUCGCCAUGACAUUUGUCUGAGUUUGUUUAGUGGUGACUUCAUCCGUAUGCGAAUUGGGCAGUGAUCAGACCAUGUCAUCGGUAGGAUUUCCGUGGUGUUGAGCAGGAUUAGAUUGUGAUGAGGUACUAAGAAAUAGUAGAGUCUUGUAUAGGUCGAGUGAGUCGUAGAAUAGAAAGUGUCUGCCAGCUGGUGGAGGUGUAAGAGGCGGAGUGUGUUGGCGUGGAUGUGGAAUCCUGGUCCGGGUGUAUCGCCAGGUUGAGAUCUCCUCCUAUGAUCACGGUGCCUUCCGCGAAUUUCAUCAAUGUGUUCAAUGUACUUCGAAGGAAGUGGUAUUGUUUCGUGUUUGGGGCGUACACGUUAGCGAAUGUGUACGUUUGGUCCAAUAUUGUGCCUUUUGUGAAAAUGUAUCUGCCUUGCUUGCAUCUUAUGGUGGCUUGCUCCGUGUAUGGGACUCGCCUUGAAAAGAGGAUGCAGACUCCCUGUUAGCGUUUGUCCUGGUUGUGACUGAAGUAUCCCGUUUAAAAGUUCCGGACUUUCAAGGCUGGUGCCCUACCUUCCUGGAAGUGCGUUUCCUGGAGAAACGCUAUUGAAGCUUUGUAGUGUUUCAAGUCACGCAGUAGUCUUGUGCGUUUCUCCCUGACGUUUAAGCCGCGUACAUUAUAGGAGACUAUGCAUAGGUCCUCCCUGGUGAAUCCACUGGGUUCUUGUACCGGCAUCGUCCAGGCGGCCCGAGGGGGCGUCGGAGACGGGGCGGGUGGGUCUUGGGCAUGUAUAUGUGUGCGGCUUGGUGCAGUCUGUUUUGCGUCUAGGCUCCGGUUAAAGCAGUAUAGGUACUUGCUGUUGGUUGUGUCUUUGUGGGUGCGGAGGAUAACGGACAGGUGUCCCGGUUGUUCGACCUAUAGGUCCCACCCAGUGGUGUGCCUGUGUCGGUGCCGGGAGUGGUACGUCCCCUGCUAAGUGAGGACUUUUGUGUCCUAUGCUUGUGGGGGUGUCAGGCUAUAUGUCAGAGUAGGCUUGGACUGCCGCAAGCAGUGUCGGGGGCCGCUUUGUGACUGCGCUUAUGUGGUGCGGGUCUUGAAUUGCAUUUUACAUCGCAUGCAUUGGGUGGGGCCCCUUCCUCCCCCGGGUCAUUUCAUGGUGGGUUUCGGUUGAUCCAACUUGGGGACUUUCACUUGAUCCUCAUUGCCAUUGAUCCCCUUAGCGUCUAUGCUUAUUGUGCAUCCAUGUUUGGUGAAUGCGGUGUCUUACUUGAAGAAUGCGCCUGGGGUCCCCCCUCACCUCUGGUGCCUGUGUGUUUUACCUCAGGAUACCUAUUUUAGAUCUCCCCCUGUCAUCUCCCACCUCCCAUUUCCCUCCCCCCUCCAGUCCUGCGUUCAGUUCCCUUUCUCAUUCUUUCCCUCCUCCUCUGUUUCCUUUCCUUGUACCUGUCCCUCCCAUCCAUCCAUCCCUCCCCCCCCUUCGUCCUCCUAUUUCCCCCUCCCCUCUCUACUCUCAGCCGCUUUGCUUGUGUUUCUAUUUUUUCCCCCCUAGUCUCCGACCCUUUUAUGUUGCCAUCUUAACCCUCCCUCCCCAUUGGUGGUUUUGUUAAUUCGGCCCAGGUGUGUCCCUGUUGGUGGCUCCCAGUAUUGUGUCCCGUAUCACGGCUCAGGCGAGUUGCACUUUCUGUGCGUCUGCCUGGCCUUAGCAGUGCCAGUGUAAAUGACCCCGUACCCUUCCCCAAAUGUCUUGUCUUGCCCCCCCCUUGGCUCUGCCAGCGUGCAGUGGUUUUUCUCAGCUUGGAACCCUUGCGCUUGGUUGUCCCUUCGAUCUGUGGUUUGCUGCGCUCCAGUUCCCCCAUGUCCCUAUCCCCCACCCCAGCGUUUGUCUGCAUGGCUGGCAUGCUUUCAUGUGUCCCCCCCAAAUAGUACUCACAGUCCAUUUCUCUGUGCUGCAUGCAAGUCCCUGGUCUUGCGGCGUUCAGUUAGUGCUCCUGUUCACGCCUUGCCGGGCCUGGGUUCCAGUCUCUGCGGCGCUGUUGCUGGGGCCUUUGAGGGCCCUGCGUGGUUGCUGCGGUCCAGGCGGUGGUUGGAGAAACGAUCUCGCCAGCCAGUCUGGUACUUGAAGUGGUGGUAGGCCCAUGGCCCGGAGAAAACCUGGGAGGUUGCCUGGCCUCCUCACCACCAGUUGAUCCAGGCCGUGCUUAGCUGAGUGAGAAUGGGUAGCCCCAGCGAUACAGUAUUCCUGCCUGUUGCAGGGCAGAUGUUACCGGGCGUAGGGCUCUCCUGGCUUGGAGGGUGUAUCGGGACACAUCUUGAUAAAUCGAUAUGUUUUGGCUCUCAAAGUGGAUGGUCCCCAUGCGGCGAGCCAUGCCCAGAAUGUCUUCCUUCAGUUGGUAAUAUUCUAGGCAGCAUAUGAUAUCUCAAGGUUGUUCUUCCGGUGCCGGCAUGGGCCGCAAUGCCCUGUACGCCCUGACUAGGGCUAGUCUGGGUAGUUGCUGGCCCCCCAGUACCUGGGUGAACAGUCGUUUGAAUAUGUCUGGUAUGUGUUCUGCUGGGCCUCCUUCCCUCGCCCCACGGACGCGCAGGUCCAGUCUGCGGCCGCGGUUGUCUAGGUCAUCUAUCCACGUGGUGAGGCUGGCAAUGUCAGCUUCCUGGUUAGCUACGGCUGAGUGUCUGUUCCAGGUCAGUGCAGAGUGCCCUGGUCUCAGACUCUGCCACCAACAUAAGGGCCUCCACAUUGGCCAGGUCGGCACGUAGCUGGGCCACCUCCUCCCUUACUACGCGGCCCAGGCGGUCAGACAGGGCCUCAAAGUCUGCUUUGGUGAGUAUGUUUGCCAGUAUGGCCCUCCACUCACCCUUCUGCGUGAGCUGCUGGUGCUGGCGAUAGUCUGGCCGGCGUGGAGGGGAAGGAUUCAAGUUCCUGGCUUGCGGCCUCUGGCUCCCGCUGUGGUGAGUGAGCGCGGGUUGCGGCAUGGAGGUAGGAGCGGAUGGAUUGCUCCCCUUCUCGUCCCGAAGAUCUCGGGGUGCCGUUGGGUCCGUUAGCUUCUUCGUGCGACCCAAAUCCUGUUGUGUGGGCGAGCUGGAUGCGUGGGUGAUUGCGGAUUUUCAGUGGGCGACACGAGGAGCUCUUGUUUUAGGCCUCCAUCUUCCCCGGCUUGGUUGGAUCUCACCAAUUGAGGAUUGCAAUCCCAGACUUCAAAUUAUCCAAUAGUAGUAGGAUGUCCAAUAGUUGUUAAAUAAGGUGUAACACCAGAGUCCCUUGAUAUGCAGACCGGGAAACCAGGGUAGGCUCCUACAGUGGGUAAGUCCAAUAUUAGAACUCCUUCUUGUUGCUAGGCUGUGCUGGGCAUGUAUAGCUGCUUGGCUGUUCUCACUCACGUCCUGCUCAAUAUGCUAGGUAUGUAACCACUGGGCUGUGCUCUCGGGACGAACCAGUCCCUUCAAUGGCCCCUGUCACAGUAUGUCACAGCACCAACCAGUAGAAGAGUGCCAGUACAUUCUGUGUUUUUUGUAGAGUUUAAUUCUUUGCUUGAGCAUCUAGCAGAACAGAGGUUAAUCUUUGGACUGCUCAACAUAGUCUAAUCUAAAUAUUGUUAAACUUAUUUUUUUUUUUUUUAUAUAUAUAUAUAUAUAAAUGUAACACACCAAGCACUAUAGCCUGCUGUAGUAGUUAUGGAGCAGGAUUGUCCUGGCACACUCGCAGACAAAUUACCUUGGUCCAUCCAGAGUGGGUGUACAUCGCUACCCAACUAUGUAUUUAAAGGACCCCUAUAUUGCCAGGAAAACAAACUUUUUCCUGGCACUAUAGGGUUAUUAAGUCCCCCCCCACCCUCAUUGCUCCCCUCAUGCUGCGCUGAAGAGAUAAAACCCCUUCAGCCACUUACCUUUCUCCAGCGCAGGGCUCCCUUGGUGUUGGUGAACCCUCCUGCCGAUGUCAGCACCAAAUGUGCGCAUUCUGCCCACAGUUGCCGUGGCUUGACUGGGUGCCCUGGAGCCGAAUGGGCUCCAGGAAGUCCUUACAAGGACUUUCCCAGAUGAAUCCCCUGCAAGCUGGAACAGCAGACACAUGAGUAAAUAUUCUUUCCCUCCAAUAACAGGACGACACACAGUUUUUAAGUGUAAGCUGGAACUGCAUUUUAAUGGAGGCACACUGGUCUUUUAUGCAAGUUUCCCAACAAGGGUAACCCCAGGUGGACCUUGUUGGUCACAGGGGCACAAAGUGAACAAACAGUCAUGCAGUAAGACACUCCCAUACACAAACAAUAGAAUCCCUCCUCUGUGCUUGGGAGAUAAUUAAAUCAGGAACUGUACUAAUCUAACCUAAUUAUCUACAAGCACAGAAAAAACACAAUUUUAUUCAACACCAAAAAAGUACCUUUAAAAACACACAAAAUCCCAUAGUCACAUCCCCUGAUCGGUCAAAAAUAUGACUUCUAGGAAAUUCCUGAAUCCCUGAACCGAUCUGGGUGAUUUUUGGAUAUGUUGUUCACCCAGAUCGGUUCAGGGAUUCAGGAAUUUCCUGGAAGUCAUAUUUUUGACCGAUCGCAAACAUGGCCCUAUGCCCAAAACAGUUCCAGGGUAAUCAGUGCUAACAGUCGGUCAAGUUUGGUAGUCUUUUAAAGGUUUCCUUGCAAGGCCUAUAGUCUGUGGGCAGGAGGCUGGCAAGCAGGCUUCUCCAGCAGCUUGUGGCAAACUCAGUUAAAAAUGUGAUUUUGCCACAGUAAGCACUGCUAUGUUUUCAGCUGUGGCGUUUAAACUAGAGGGACCUGGCACCCAGACCAUUUCAUUGAGUGGUCCUUUGAAACGUUCAUAGCCUGUUAGACUAUUUUCUCAUAUAAGGUGUCUGGGCCCUCCUGGCGCCCUAACCACUACAAUGUGGAGUAGUAUUGCUUAGUUUUCAUUUUAAUGUAAAGUUUUUGUAUUGGCAUUGCAGUGGGGUUGUUAUUUGUAUACACUGCAUACCUAUAGUGGGAUUUAGAAGUUUGUGCCAGCAUUUUCAAUGCAGUAUUUUGUUUGCAUUAAGAAAUUGUUUUAUUUAACAGUGAGAUACAUGCAUUGAAGUAUGUAUUUCUUCUUUCUAGGAUACCUGUUUUACUUUGAGCUAACUACUUCCUGGUGAUAUCCCUGAAUGCAUUUAAUAUUGCCAUUCAAAUAACAUUGCCAGUACAUAUACAUAGAUCUACAUCAAUGUGGAUUUUAUAUAUUUUUUUUCUCUCAAUAGGCUGUUUUAGUUCAUAUCAAUUGCUGUACAUAGUUAUUCCAUUGUUAUUGUAUAACAAAUUCAUACAUUUGUUUUUCAUUUUGUUUAGGGCCUCUUUCAUCCUGCAAGAAAGGUUAGAGAUGUAUAUUGGAAGAUCUACAAUUCAAUAUACAUUGGUUCACAAGAUGCUCUCAUAGCGCAUUAUCCUCGGAUCUACAAUGAUGAAAAGAAUACCUAUAUUCGCUAUGAACUCGAUUACAUCUUAUAAAAAUAUGGAGUCCCCUGUGUUUUUGGGGGGUUUUAUGGGGUUUUUUUUUUUUUUUUUGCCACCGUUUCUAUAUUAACUUUGAAUUUGAUGUAAAAUUAAAUUUAUUGCUCACUAGAGCUGAUGGUCACAUAGACAAAUGUCAUACCGCAUGAUAUUUUUAGAAGCAGUCUGUUUUGAUGUAAACUCUUAACAGUAGUGGCCAUAAAACCAGUAGUUUGUCUCCACAGGUCUGUUUUUGGUCCAUCUACAUAGUCAGACAUCAUUCCUAGUAGUUAAAAAGGAAGUGUAUUUGGGAAAUAAACUUUUUUUUUAUGUAUAAAAUAAAAUGUGGGUCUUAUUUGUUCAAAGAAAAAAAUGUUUUUGAGGUUUUUUUUUUGUGUGUGUGUGGGAGGGUUAAUAAACAGAUUCUAAACAUGA